This is a messenger RNA of Pelobates cultripes (western spadefoot toad), 58923 nucleotides long. The record is from the annotation of a GenBank genome assembly. Lineage: Eukaryota; Metazoa; Chordata; Amphibia; Anura; Pelobatidae.
AUGAUUAUCCAUGUUGGUAUACGUGUAUCCCUGUUUGUUCUGCCCAUGAUGUACAUGAUGUGUGAUAACAGAGAAUGUUUAAGGGGUGAGUGCCAGAGUAAAUCUCUCAACAGUCUCGCUUUUGGUGGGGCAGUCCCAAUUUCAAAGUCCUGUCCCACCACCCUUCUUUCCCAGAUGUGUGACACCCUGGAACUACCCCAGAUGGCACAGUGAGAGUGCAUCAUUAGAUGGGCAUCACUAGUGACGCUGUCUGUGUCACAGAUGAUGCCCCCUCAGGGACCUACCCACCACAACCCUAUUCAGCAGGCCCUAUGUUGGAAGGGAUGUUAGAAAGGGAUGCUGUGGUUUUGGAUAAACUAAUAUUUUAUCAUCUCCUGGGAUGCAAUUGGAGGGUCUUACAAGAAGGAUGGGGGUAUUUGCCAAUACAGUAGAAAGGGUUGUGUGCUACUGCCUCACAGCACAAUACAAAAUCUAUUAUGUAAUUAUGGUCUUUUAAUUUAUUGAAUUCUCCACAGUUUUUACUUUAGUAAAUAAUCCUGUUAAGGAAAUUUUAAGAAAGGGAAUCGGUUGUGUUGUGUUACUGUGCUAGCUUGGCAUCAAAUUGGUCUAUUUGUAAGUGAAUCAGGGACUGAGGCACUGAGGGACUGAGGCAGACUACAGACAAAACUUGCUCCAUACUCAGAGGAAUAGUUCGCUGACACCAGUUACAUGCAGAGACACUAACGCUGUGAAUGGUUUGAGCUGUGCAAAGAUCCGUAUUGCCUGAUGGCAGGCAUAUUCUGUACAAAAUGUGUGUCGUGAUGUUUGGUAUUAUUUUAAUACACGUUGGACCUCGGCGCAGUAAAAAAAAAUUCUUCUCCCUAUAUUUGUCAAUUUUUUUCUGGAAAAUAAAACACAGAGGAGUUUCAAAAAUGGUCUCAUGGUAGUUUGGGUUAAAUAAUAUAUGAAAGAAAUAGGGUAUGCUAUUCGGCCUUGAUCUAUGUAUGUAACUGCUGAUUUAAAUGCAUUUUUAGAACUUGUCACAGUUUAGAAAUUCUUUAGGUAAAUUCAAGAACAAGCAAAUUCCUCAGAGAACAGUCCUUUUGAUCCUUUGAAACUCUUCAGUGUAGAGUAAACCACUACUGGUUCAUUCUAGUGAAUAUAUGUUUUACCACAAGUAUAACUCUAGACAUAUACUGGAGUUAUGAAGGAUACGUUCUCAAGAUGAAAUUUACAUCAGAUUUCUAAAUAUAUUACAGUUCUUUAAUAUGUUACCGUUCUUCUGUAGUCACUGUGUGGGUACAAGCUGCUCAUUAAUGUAAAUACCUGUUGAAACAAAUGAGAAGGAUAUCCAAUGUGAUUAGCUCAUUAAUAUAGCUGAGUUAAAAGCUUAACACCUAGGAGCCAAGAGUAUCUAUUCACAUAAAUGACACCUAGUCGUUGAGUGAGUUAUAAUUUGUGAAUGGAUGGCUGGAGAGGAGGGAGUUGACAAAUUUAUUAAAGAACAGUAAUGUGCUAAUGUUAUAAUUCAGGUGACAAAUGCAAGCCAUUGAUUAAUAUAUAAACGUUUUAAGAAUAGAUUUGGCUUCCCCUAACCAAGAAAUUUGGUAAGUUAUCACUGGCUAGACUGGAAGAGUAGAGGCCACUUGAUUUUCUACAAGAAUUGUUAAAAGCUGAAAGUCAAGUAGCCUUGAACGUGGUAUAAUAAUUCCUAGUUGAGUUUUUAUCUGUACCAUACAUUUAAUACAAUCCUGCAUUUGUGUAGCUAGCAGUUAAUGUUUUAAAAGACAACCAUCACUUCAAAACUAUUUUUUAAUAUAAUGAUCUUUUUUUAUCAAGAUUUGAAAGGGCAUAGAUUUUUCUUUAAAUGGAGUACAUGCAACAAAAAAAAAAAAAGGGAAAAUUUAUCCUUACUUUUAGUAUAUGACAGAAUUCUUCAGCCAUAUGUGUCGGAUAAUGUUUUAAAGCUGACUGUUAGUCUCUUCGGUCUCCCUUGCUUCUGUGCAGAGACUGAAGAUGAAAGUAUUAUUAUAUUAAAAAAAAAAAAAAUCAGGUGACAGUUGUCCUUCAACUUUAUUUGAUUAUAAUUUUUUUUUUAGAAUUGUUUUAAAUGAUGCAAUAAAUAUGUCAGGCUGUACUAAAUUUAACAUUUUUGGGAAAACUUUUAGAAUUUUUUUUUUUUAAUCUAACAUUUUUUAAAAUAUAGCAUAUAUAUAAAAAAAAUAUAAAUAUUAAAAUAUAAAAAAGUCAAAAUAUUAAAUCAAGCUUAUCCAAAAAUAUUAAAUCAAGGCUUUAGAGUGUUAUGUUGCAAUAUUUUCCAUGAUCUGAUGAUACAAAUAUAUAUUGCUCUAUCAAUCAAUUAGAUAUUUGAAAACUAAAAAUGUAGGUGACAAUAUCUAAAUUUAAUACAAUUUCCAAUUCAACCCAUUUAGCGAUUUCUUUUCUGGUCUGCUAUGUAGAGAUAUGCUUACACUUGCUAUUCGGUUAAUAGUCUGCCAUUGUAAUACACAUUUUCUAACUGGAAAUCAAAUUAUUAGCUUGCCCUAGGAAUACACUAUACCCACUGCUUGAAAAGCAUACUUUUUGCAUAUAAUAUUAACCGUACCUAUAAGUACAGCCCAGAAAAGUAAUACUACAAGCUAUCAGAAUGAUUUGGGGUGGGCAACCUUCGGCAAUAUAGCUGUAAGGGAAUUAUGGGAGAUGUAUCCCACAACAUCUGGAGUGCUGAAUGUUGCCGACCCCUGAUUUAGAGUCUGUAGCUAAAAGGUAGGACAUAUGUUUUUUCAUACAAAAUUGUAUUUAGACUCAUUUGUUUUAUCUGUGUUGCAGAAUAUGUAUCAAGUUCGCAACAUACUUUCUUAUACUCACUUUUCAUGGAUUUCUCAAGCAAAUUACAUGGAUUGCUACAAAAUUGCUCCUUCUGAUUUUCGAAUCUUCUUGGUAAUAAAAAAGAUGCAAAAGUAGAAAAAAGCCAAAUACGAUCCCCUGUAGAGGAGUUCCAAUUUCUUAUCCCAUUAUGCCCAGCAAGUUUGCAAAUAAUGAAUAAAUUAUAGGCAAUUCAACCAGAAAUUUGUGCAGAAUGUGUACAAUAAGUGUACAACAGCCACACUAAAAUUGGUCCCCACACUUACAAAUAAAACGAUGAAUAAACAAAACAAUAAAUGUGCAUAUCACAAAAUAUAACACAAUGAAUGGCUAUAUUUCUAUUUGCACUAUAAAUGUUUUUAUUCAUUCUCUUUACGAGAUAUUAUCUGCCAGUAGACAGGUGCUUCUUGGAUCUCUCAAUGUCAUUGUGUGUUAUUGUAUUGAACCUACUGGAUUGUGUUAAAGGAACACAAUAAUGUUAGGAGUGCAAAGCUGUAUUCCUAACACUAUAGGACCCUUAUCCCCCCCACUGGUGAUGUAAGGGUUAGAAGAAAACAUUUUUCACUAACCUGAUCCCAGCGCCAAUGUGGCAUGACUAAUAUUCCACCAAUGUCAGCCAAUAAGGGGGAACUUAAGGCACAUGCGAGGGGAGCACCGCACCCAGAGUUACUGCGUGAGGAACUCUGUGAAACUGCCGGAACUACCACAAGAGGCAGUCUUAAUCCUACAAUGUAAUAAUGCAAAACACGGGGAACUCUGUGAAACUGCAGGAACCACCCCUAGAGGCAGUCUUAACCCUACAAUGUACACAUUGCAGUUUCUAUAAAACUGCAAUUUUUGAUAUUGCAUGGUUAAGAGAACAGAGAUACUGCACCCUGACCACUUCAAUGAGAUGAAGUGGUGUAGGUGCCUAUAAUGUCACCUUAAGGAUCUGCGGUGUGUUAUUGUUUAUGACAAGCACAAUUUAUGUUUUGUUUAUUUACAAAUCAAUAUCAUUUGCCCUACAGCAUACCAUUUGCUCUUUAUUCCUGUAGAAUCUGCUAUAUAAAUAAGGAAAAAAGAGUGCCUGUCAAUUAGACUGUGUGCUUUUUUUCUGUCAUUUUUCUGUCUUUUUUUUCUAAUACUUUUCUGUCCUUUUUUACUAAUAUGAAAGCUGGACUAAAUAUAUAAUUUUGCAUCCUACAAAGAGAUGAACAGAAUGAUCUCACUGUAUCUUGUUCACGACUUAUAGAGUAUUAAAUAUUAUCCCUUAAAUAACCCUCUGUACAUAAUGUUCAUUUUUUCCCAACACUAAAGGGUUAAAAGGUUAGCUAUGACAUGAGUCAUUGCAUUGAGUCAUUGGCUCUGUAGGCACUGACCCAAGAGAAGCAGGCUCAAUGCCACUUGGGUAUUCACAAGUCUGACUUAGUGAAAGGUCAUUUGUAAGUCCCAGCUUAGGACUGAGGGACAUGAAAAUUCCUACAGCAAACAAAUAAAUCUAUAAAGAACCAAAAUGGAUACAGUAGUAACAAACAAUACGGCAUACUAAAAAGGACAUAGCGGAUACACACAAAAACUGUUAAAUGCAUAUAAAGAAUAUUUCUGUUUUUAUCGAUAUAUUUCUUUAAAGAGUAUAAUAUUGUAUAAUGUAAUAAUAAUAUACAUAUUAAUAUUGUUAUGUUUUACUAGAACUAUUGAAUUUAACGUAUUUGUUUGUAUUUCAAAUUUAGAAAACAUUCAUCAUUGCUCAUAAAAUGUGCCCUUGGUCUGUUGAUUGGUCAUUGAUUUACCAGCUACUGGUUAUUUUCCGUUGCAAAGAAUUCUGUCAUUACAUUACGAAACACUAGAUGGCAGCACACAGCAUUUUUAAUUUGGACGGAAGCAUUUCAGCAAAGCAGAUAUGAUUACAAUUAUUUUUUAUAGCGCCAACAUAUUCUGCAGUGCUGUACAAUAGAUAAAACAAGACAAACAAUUGUGACAAAACAAAUUUGACAUACGAAAACAAGGUUACAAUUUAAAAAGGUAUAAGUAAGAUAUAAGUAAAAAUAAGUAAUUGAAACCUCUUUAAGGCAUCUUUAAAUGCAUCGUUAUUUAUGGAGUAUUAAAAAUCAUUCCAUCUUUUUGUGCAUGUAUCGAUGCUAAUGGUAAAUCUGAAUACAUAUCCCAAAAAGGAAUAUUUUUUUUUUCCUUUCCAGUAUCUUUUAACAUUUACUGUUUCAGGUUCGACACGCAGCAGUGAAGGGAUGGCAAUAUUUGGCCUCGGGUAGACGUAGCAGAAAAUGUCAUUUGUUUUGUACAUGAAACUUAGAUAUCUCAGUAUGGAUGAUCACACUGUUGUAGAGCAUGUGUUAUUUGGGUGUAAAGAUUGGAGGCUUGUGAAGUUGAAAGGAGACAUAAAGUCUGUCUGCAGCCUCUAUUAGUAGGCCCUACGCAGAAUGAUGAUGAGCAAUCUCCACUCCAAGCAACGACAUUCGGUGUGUUAAACAUAUCAUAUGCACUAUUCCAUCUCAACUCACCCUGUGAUUACUUUCAGGAACAUAAUACUAGUCAGACAGACUGGUGGGGCUCAGGCACUGCUGUCCACUAAGAAAUAUCCCAAUGGGCCAGUCCAGGCCAGGAGAACAUUGAGGUUCUGGGCUAACUAUCAGAAGACCUGCACAGAUUCUGUAUACUGUCCCAGUCUUUCAAGCAUCUAUUUCCCUUUUCCAACUAUUAAAAAUAUAUUUUUUUUAAAAAUCAAUAUAUCCAAAACUAUUUAAAUAGUACAGUAUUUAAAUAUUUCUCAAAAUAUUAAAUAAUGUUAUAGGCUUACCCAAAAAGUUUAAAUUGAGGCCAUGGACUGGCUGGAGUGCUGUAGCUAAUCCAUUGUAGUUCAUGGUGCUUGCUUUGUGGAAAUUAGGAGAGUGGUAGGCUUAGCUAGGAAAUUUAAACAAGUAAUAUUAUUGGUGCACUUACUAACUGAAGUGCCUCACUAGCUAGAAUUGAAUGCUUUACCUUAAUUAUUAUUUUUGGAACCACGUCCGAAUUUUAUAUUUAACUGAAGCCGACAGUGAAUAUGGCAAUCACCAAUAUUUAUAUGUAGAUCCACAUACUGGACAAUUAAUUGGAUACUUUUAUUUUUUAGAUUUUACAGCAAAACUGUCACCUCGAUCCACAUGUGACUGGAAAUACGAUGCUUGUUCCAGUGCUUGUUUCCGAACCUGCAGAGACCCAGAUGGUGAACACUGCAAGGACGUGCCAAGGUAGGAAAAGAGAUUUAUUUGCUCCUUCGGAUAAUUUCUUUUACCCAUUAUGUUUUUUUAAACUGUCUAUUGAAGUGUACCAAAGAAGAAAAUUAAAUCAAUCAAUGGAACAUACAACUAAUGGAUUGAAAGUUUGUUUUUAAAGUGUAUUUGACUCCUUCAGAACCAGUGUUACAUUAGAACUGUCACAGUUUGAAGGUAUCAACCCUUCACUUAUCAAUGCCAUAAAUCCAAAUAGUUUGUAAUACCAAUUUAGCUAGAGACAUAUGUCCCUUUAAUAAUAUAAACUUAGUUCACCUAACAUGCAUGAGAGCCUGGAGUGUCCCUUUAAUAAUAUAAACCCACCCAGUAUAACUAACUGUAACCUAACCUACACAGUGCACCUAACGUGUGUGUGGGAGCCUGGAGUGUCCUUUAAUAAUAUAAACCCACCCAGUAUAACUAACUGUAACCUAACCUACACAGUGCAUUUAACAAGUGUGGGAGCCUGGAGUGUCCCUUUAAUAAUAUAAACCCACCCAGUAUAACUAACUGUAACCUAACCUACACAGUGUAUCUAACGUGUGUGGGAGCCUGGAGUGUCCCUUUAAUAAUAUAAACCCACUCAGUAUAACCAACUGUAACCUAACCUACACAGUGCAUCUAACGUGUGUGGGAGCCUGGAGUGUCCCUUUAAUAAUAUAAACCCACCCAGUAUAAGUAACUGUAACCUAACCUACACAGUGCACCUAACGUGUGUGGGAGCCUGGAGUGUCCCUUUAAUAAUAUAAACCCACCCGGUAUAACUAACUGUAACCUAACCUACACAGUGCAUUUAACGUGUGUGGGAGCCUGGUGUGUCCCUUUAUUAAUAUAAACCCACCCAAUAUAACUAACUGUAACCUAACCUACACAGUGCACCUAACGUGUGUGGGAGCCUGGAUUGUCCCUUUAAUAAUAUAAACCCACCUAGUAUAACUAAUUGUAACCUAACCUACACAGUGCAUCUAAUGUGUGUGGGAAACUGGAGUGUCCCUUUAUUAAUAUUAACCCACCCAGUAUAACUAACUGUGACCGAACAUACACAGUGCAUCUAACGUGUGUGGGAGCCUGGAGUGUCCCUUUAAUAAUAUAAACCCACCUAGUAUAAUAUGACUAAUUGUUAAUUAACUUGAGAGCUUGCAGUGUUUAUUUAAUUGCUUAACUAUACUCCAUACUGCUAGGUUAUUUCAGGAAGGAGCAAACGUAAAUAAGUAAGUAGGUCACCAAUUAAUUUAGAUUUUAAUCCACUUUGACCGACGCUGAUCUAAAUGGUAUUGCGGUAUUAGCUUUGCUUUAUCCUCAUAUUUCUCAAACUCUUUUACAUAUGAGUGCAUUAUGCUCCGUGGAUAUUUUGUUACUGUUUGUGGGAUUAUGAAGUCAAUGCUAAGCAAUGUGAUUUUGGCAGAACCAUUAAUAUUAUGGCUUCCCGCAGGUGGCGGGCCUCAGUUUUAAUCCAGCAACAUUUUCUUGAAUAUAAUAAAUUAUAAUGCAGCCAUUUAGCAGAGCAUCAUCAUUGCACGCUGUGAAUUUGCUAAAUCAUGCUGGUAUGGAGCAAUCAUUGGCUCCCUAUGGGAAUUAAGCUGCCAAAGUAUGUGAUUUGUGAUUACAAGUACGGAAUGCCAUCAGACACAGCUAUUACAUAGCCUUCUUAGAUAACAUUUUUUUAAAUCAACAAACAAGUAAAUAAAUCAGUCUUUGCAGAAUCUUUCAUGCGCCAAUAACUGAACUUUGGCACUGCAAAAAUGUAAACUACAUAUUCCAGAAUGCUUAGAAACUGGCAGUUUACACAGAUCUUCAGUACCAUAUUUAAUCAUCGUUGAAGAUAUAUUUAUAUACGUUUUACUUGAAAGGUUUGAUAUUUUUUUAUCAUGACUCCUGUAGUAUUCACUUCUUAAAUAUUUCAAACACUUCUCAAAAUAGUAUUAGCGUUUUUCCUAAACUGAAACUCUACAUACUGGCUUUCAUUCAGAAAAACAAAUUAGAAAGCAUUGUACCUUUGAAAUGCAUUUUUACAAGCCUUUUACCAACACCUUAUUUUUGAAUAUGAGAGUCUCUUACCUGAUCACUGCUGCCCAGUUCAAGGAGUCCGUAUUGAAGCCAGAGACCAGAGGACAAUACAUAGAGACCUGCAGGACGGGUGCUGUAUGGAGCACUUUCUGGUCAGGUCUGGAUUAAGAGCCCAUUGGGCCUGGUGCUGACAAUCAUGAUGGGCCUAAUUACAGAAUCAUAUCGACAGAAAACACUAAAACAAUCAUACCUCCCAAUUGUCAUGUAUCUGGUGGAGGUGGUGCUGGAGGGAAACUAACAGGAUAUAGCUAUCAGAAAACACAUAACCUAUGCUAAUCUCUCGCUUUCAACUUUCAAGUAAAUCCAAACCCUCUAACAGCAGUGUUCGAUGAAGCAGAAUUCCGGUGGGCAGGGCCGUCUUUAACGCGGGGCAAACGGGGCAGCUGCCCCGGGCCCAGUUUCUCUUGGGGGGCCCGAGGCACCUGCCCCGUGGGCCCCGCUGACCCUGGCGGUCGGGCAGGAAGGCGGGCGCGCGAGGGAGCACUCACUGCUUCCUCUUCAGCUCCCUCGCGCACCGCACUGAUGCCGGAGCCGGAAGAUGACGUCAUCUUCCGGCGCCGGCAUCCCUAUGCGGCGCGCGAGGGAGCUGAAGAGGAAGCAGAGUGCUCCCUCGCGCGCCGGCCACCGAGACAGCCCGCCCAGGAGCCCAGCAGCACCACCACUGGACCCCAGGGAAUCCCCCCAGCACUCCAAAAGGUAAGGAGGCUGGGGGGAUUACAUUUAAAAAAAAAAAAAUGUGUGUAUGUGUGUGUUAGUGUAUGUGUGUUGUGUUAGUGUGUGUGUGUUUGUGUGUUAGUGUUUGUGUGUUGUGUGUAGUGUAUGUGUGUGGUGUGUGUGUUAGUGUAUGUGUGUUAGUGUAUGUGUGUGUUGUGUAUGUGUAUGUGUGUAGUGUAUGUGUGUGUGUGUCAGCAUGUCUGUGUGUGUGUCAGUAUGUCUGUGUGUGUGUGUCAGUAUGUCUGUCUGUGUGUCAGUAUAUAUGUGUGUAUAUAUCUGUGUGUGUCAGUAUGUAUGUCUGUCAGUGCGUCAGUAUGUCUGUUAGUGCAUGUGUAUGCAUGUGUCAGUAUAUCUGUCUGUGUGCCAGUAUGUCUGUGUGUGUGUGUGUCAGUAUAUCAGUCUGUGUGUGUCAGUGUAUGUGCCUGUGUGUGUGUGUCAGUAUUUCUCAGUGUAUGUGGGUGUCAGUAUAUCUGUCAGUGUGUGGGUGUCAGUAUUUCUGUCAGUGUAUGUGUGUCAGUAUGUUGAUCAGUGUAUGUGUCUGUGUGUGUGUGUCAGUAUGUUGGUAUAUGUGUCUGUGUGUCAGUAUGUCUGUAUAUGUGCCUGUGUCAGUAUGUCUGUCAGUACGUCUACCAGUGUAUGUGUCUGUGUGUGUGUCAAUAUAUGUACCUGUGUCAGUGUGUCUGUCAGUGUAUGUGCCUGUUUAUCUGUAUGUAGUCAGUGUAUGUAUCUGUGUAUCUGCUUGUGCGUCAGAGUGUGUACCUGUGCAUCUGAGCCGCAACUUUAAAUACAAAUACACCCCUCCAUUCAAACUUCAACACUACAUAUAAAACACACUCCUGCAUUGAAACGUCAACACUACAUACAAGCACACUCCUACAUUCAAAAACAAACACUACACAUAAAUGCACACUUGCAUUCAAACUCCAGUACCACAUACAAACACAUUCACACAAACAUACUCCAUACAAACACAUGCUUACAUUCAAACAUACUAACAUGGCUCAGUGCUAAAUACAACCCUGCAAGCAUGGGAAAUUGGUAGAAUCCCAGCUGUCAAAGCAUUGUUGGAGUUGCACGACAGAUGGGGUUCUACCUUUAGUCCAACCUUGCAAUUGGGGGUCCCAAUAAAAUUCAUUCUACUUUAGUACCGCCACUGCGUUGGGAUGGAUGCCGUGAUUGCAUACCAGGGAGUGAGGGGCGAGAGCGGCAGGGCACAGGGGGCCCAAGCAAACACUUGCCCAGGGUCCAUUCGUUAUUAAAGACGGCCCUGCCGGUGGGCGGGGGAAGAGGAACAAACAUCCUAAAAAAGGGCGAAGAAUUAGAUGGUCAGCCUAUCGUCGGGCUGCCUGCCAAUCAUGCAGGAUGACCAACCAAGGAGACAGCACCCUGAGCUUGGCAUAAAUGCGUCUAAUAAUGCGCUAGCCCAUCGCUUUCUAAGGGUUGUCCCCUAGCACUCGCUGGUCCACUCCUCUCCUAACCUUCUUACUAGUAGGCAGAAGCUCCAGUUUUACAGUCUGGGACAGAGAAAAAAGUAUAUGUAGUUUAGAAGAAAGGGGACAUGCCACAGUGUUAGAGAGACUGAAGCAGCAAGAGAAUUUGCAUAGUGCGCAAAGUCAACUUAACUAAUUUCAUUGUCAGACAGUCCACACCAGUUUUGUUCCCCUACAUCCCUCUUCAUUUUCAAACUUAAGCAAGAGCAUGUGAAAAGUAGUAAAAAUAAAAAAUAUAUAUAUUUUUUAAACUUUUUUUCAAUCAAUAGGCCUGGAGCUGCAGCUCCAUCAGCCCCUAUGUUAAUCCGGCCCUGUUUAUGUUUAAAACAUGGUUAAAAGAGGUUUAAGCCCUUAGGAAUACAUAGUAUCCAAAUUCACCAGGCAUUAUAACAAAUUCAUUGAAGUGUUAGUUUUCACAGUGCACACGUUAUUACAUUUGUAGAUCACAUGCUCCUUUCAAAAAAUGGUGACCACAAUUAGACUGAAUAAUUUAAUUCACAGUUGCCACUAGUUAAUAUGUCACUAUGUAUGCCACCUGUGGCAUUUAAGGCUGGUGCGCUGCCUGUGCAGUGCAUGUGAGGGAAAUAUUGCAUGCUUUUCAGUUUCCUCCACUAAGUUCUCCUCUCUUCUUUUAUCUCCUCCAUGUAAGUAUGCAAGAACCAAAACGAUUUAACUUAAAUGGAUACUAUAAGCACAAAAACAACUUUAGCUCAUUUUUUUGUGUGUAUCUGUGUGUGCAUCUGUGUGCCAGGGUGUGCAUCUGUGUGUGUGUACCUGUGUGUCAGGGUGUGUGCAUGUGUCAGUGCGUGCGGAUGUGUUGGUGUGUGUAUCUGUGUGUCAGUGUAUAUAUGAGUGUAUGUGUCAGUGUCUUUGUGUAUGUAUAUCUGUGUAAGUAUGUAUGUAUGCAUGUAUGUGGCAGCACAUGUACAUCCAUUCAAACAAUCAAACGCCAACUCUAGUCUACAUACAAACACACCUCUGCAUUCAAACCCAAACACUACACACAAGUACAUCACUGGAUUCCAAUGGCACCAGUAAAUACAAAUACACCCCUACAUUAUUAUUAUUAUUAUUAUGAUAUUUAUAGAGCGCCGUCAAAUUCCGCAGCGCUUUACAAUGGGUGGACGAACAGACAUGUAGUUGUAACCAGACAAGUUGGACACACAGGAACAGAGGGAUUGAUGGCCCUGCUCAAUGAGCUUACAUGCUAGAGGGAGUGGGGUAAAAUGACACAAAAAGGUAAGGAUAGUAUUAGACUAAUGGCAGUUGCAGAAGAGGAAUCAGUCAGGAGCUAUUAACAGUUUAAUUGAAGAAGUGUAUUUUUAACGAUUUUUUUAAGUGUGGAGACUGGGUGAGCAUCUAACAGAGGAGGGAAGUGAGUUCCACAGAAACGGUGCAGCCCUCGAGAAAUCUUGAAGGCGAGCAUCAGAGGUGGGAGUACGGACAGAAGAUAGACGUAAGUCUUCAGCAGAUCGUGAGGGCCUAGACGGGACAUACUUGUGUAUAAUGGAGGAUAGAUAGGUGGGAGCAGCAUUAUGUAGAGUUUUGAAAGCAAGAACCAGAAUUUUAAAUUGAGCUCUAUAUUUUAUAGGAAGCCAAUGUAGAGAUUGACAGAAGGGUGAGGCAAGGGAGGUGCGGGCGGACAGGAAGAUGAGCCUCGCCGCCGCAUUCAUUAUGGAUUGUAACGGCGCUAGUUGGGAGCACAUAAGACCACUGAGAAGCGGAUUACAGUAGUCAAGGCGAGAAAGGACAGUGGAAUGGACCAACACCUUAGUCACAUCUGGCGUUAAGUAGGGGCGGAUGCGCGCAAUGUUUUUGAGAUGGAAAUGACAGGAUUCGGCGAUAGAUUGAACAUGAGGCUUGAAGGAGAGGUCGGAGUAAAAGAGAACACCUAGGCAGCGAGCCUGCAUGGUGGAGCUGAUGGUAGCACCGUUGACUUGGAGGGAGACAGACACAGGAACACAUACACUCUAUACAAAAAUAUACUUACAUUCAAAUGCACAAACACUGCUCACAAAUACAUGGAAGGGCAAAUAGUAGAUCCCCAGCUGGCAUAGCAUUAUUGGAGUUGCACAGCAGAUGGAGAUCUACCUUUUAGACACGUUUGAACCAGACCGGGACUCAAAACACUUUCUUUCACUAGGGCCCUCUCUACAUUAGGUACGCCAUAAUAAUCAUGCAAAUCCUUUCACAUGUGGUUAACAUGUCUGCAUUAACGUGCAGUUAAUUAAUAUUCAAUACAAAUAUGGUAAUUAUUUUUGCAUAAUUGCAUGGGUUUAUUAACUAUUUUAAUUUAUAUAAUAUAUUAAUUAAAAAAUACCUUUCAAAUACCUACUCUUAUAUAGAAGGAGUGACUAACCUAAUGUCAGAAUGUAUUGAGUCAGUGCUUAUAGUACAAAUACAACUCAAGGGUAUCGGUGGCCCUAGUGUAAUCCUGUAAUAUUUAUUUUUUUUAAUAAUAUUUAGACUUGGACAUUCAUUUCCGGGUGAAAAAACAAUUGGGCCGAUUUUGGGCCAAUUGAGUGCUUGCUCGAAUUCCUAAAAAUAUACCUGAAUAACAGGCUAACCAAAAUGCACAAUACAAAACAUGUUUAAGGGGAGAGGGAUCAAUAGUCUAAAUUGAAAAAAAAGAGUUGUUUGAAGGCAAUAUUUAUUUAUCUAUUAUAUAUUUAAUAAAUAUAUAAUAUAUAAAUAUACACUUUUUUUUACUGCUUUUUCCCUGUAUUGGUUACUUUUUCGCACUUGAUCUGUGGACCAUAUGCUGCUAUCAGUGUACAGCAAAAAAAUAAGCAUAAUAUUUUGUUUAAUGUUUGUAACACACUGAUUGGCCCAUUUUGGCCUUUUUGAUACAUUUACUUGAUUCGGUUACCGAAUCGAAAGACGGCUGUGCCCAACUGGCAUUUUAUCUUCGGAAAAAAUUAUUCGGCUGAAACAAAAUUUCUCGUUUGGAAAAAGUCUAAUAAUUACGUCCACCACCUUUAAAGGGUAAAGAUGGUUGUCAUGGAUUUUCUGAGAAAAUUUACAUUUAUCCAAUCAAACUCUAUCAGCAACUAUAACAGUAAAUAUAUAUUUCUAGGAAAUAAUUGUACAUAUCCACAUAUAUUUUCUCUAAUUAUACUUUUUUCUUUAAGAGUGGAAGGCUGCGUCCCGUCAUGCCCGUUACACAUGGUGCUGGAUGAAAUUACACGGAAGUGUGUCUUCCUAGAGGAUUGUAAGUAGUUUUAGAACAUUUUGUACCUUAAAUUAUGGUGAUACAUUAGAAUGUUAAUAUGUUAUCCAAACAAAUGUCUGUUUUAAUUAAUACAAGAAUCUAAUGCAUGCAAUUGAACUAAAUAUUUCAGAAACACACACACAAAAAAUCGUAGAUAUAUUCCAUUGCCUCUGCAUUUACUGUUGUUUGCUUGACCCUGUGUAUGAAAAACAAGUGAAAUGUCUUUUAGGAAUUCCUAAAAAAAUAUAUUAAUCCAUAAAUUCCAUGCUUUGAUGUAUCAUUGUCACGGGAGUCUUAUCCCAACACGCUGGAAAGUGAAAACCAACAAAAGGUGGAUCCAAAAAACGUGUUACCGAGCCUCAGAAUGGCCGGACUUAACGUAUAAAAACAGCAAGAAACAAGGUCAGGGUAAGCCAAGGUCAAGAAUACAGCAGUACACAGAGUAUAUACAAAGUCAGGUCAGGAUACCAGAAAAUCACAAGCCUAAUACGUAGCUGGGUCAGGAUAAGAUAAAUCACUAGUCAAAAUACAAAGCCAAGGUCAGGAUACCAGAAAUCAUAAGUCAAAUAUGAGCCAAGGUCAAUAACAGGAAUACAACAAGAGAGACUUAUAUAUAGCAUGUAUCAGGAUGUAAACCACAAUAGGGCAAUGAGUUAAGGCUAGAACAGGCCUUAAAUAGGUUUAGAAGAGUUUCCAUUGGUCCACAUCAUCUCUGCGACACCACACAGCAUGGGUCGCCUAAAUGACACGGUUCCUUUAAGGGCAUGACAUCAUGGGAAUCAUUUUAUUUAAGGAGCUGCAAUUUGGCUCACGAACCAGCAGAGGGAGCUGUUCACAGGACCAAAGGUGAGUAUACCGCUCAGGCCACGCAGCCUGAGGACUGCGGUAGUGCGGCAACGUGGUGCGUUCUGCCCGCGUGGCCCGAGGGAGGAGCGGUGCGGGCGCCGGGUACAGAAAAGUAUGUGACACUCAUGUUAACAAACUCUGAAUUAUGGUCAAAUAAAAUACAGCUAGCAGAAGACAUUAGGGUUUAUUUAUGAAACUGAAUAGUAGACAACUAAACUCACAUUUCAAAUUAAGAAAGACUAAGAAUUAUGUUUAAAUAAGCUGUAUUGCAUAAUAAUUUGUAAUUCAGCUUUAAGUACACUACCGUUGACUUCAUAGUGAAUACGUUCCUCUGUAUUUAAAGGUUAAAAGUAAGGUAAAUGAUAAGGUGACAUAUAUAUAAAUAUAUAUAUAUAUAUAUAUAUAUAUAUAUAUACACAUACAUAUUUUCUUCUUUUUUUGCAUUUUUAUUUGAAUUUGAUCAUUUUUUUUAUUGUGCCAUCUUUAAAGAUUUUCCUCCAUUGUAAUAUUAAAAUAUGACAUAUUAAGAUGUUCAGCAUGUAUAAAAGUAAUUUCUGAUAUAUAUAUUUAUAAAGAUAUGACUUUAUGCGUAUUUUUUUUUCUUUAGGUAUUGAGCCUCCAGUUGCUGUGUCUGUUCCACCUUUUACGCCAGCACCGACGGAACGACACACUCUGUCAACAUCACUUAAUGUGACAUCAUCACCAAGUAAAUCUUUUACAUCAUCAUCAUCAUCAUCACAAAUGCAUCCUGAAGUCACCAAAUCUACAGUGUCCACAUCCGGUGUUAUAACUACAGAACUGUCUGAAUUUAUGACAGGAGUAGUGCCCCAUACAAUAAUGUCCACAAAUGCAUCAACUCCUACAUCUCUUUCAACAGUAACAAUGCACAUUUCACAGGCACCUGCCACAAAGUGGUCACCAAUAACUCAAGUAAUACCCACAUCUGAAGACAUUUUUAGUUUGAGCCCUGGCAUAGAAACCACCACCAGGAGCAGAUCAACUUUAGAAGAAUCAGUGACAGCCCCUCAUGUUACGAGAAUUACUCAAGUGAAAACUGAUACAGAUUCCUCUCCUUCAGGUGAAGUUACUUUAACUACAGCGAAAAUAUCUAAUAUUACACUAACACCAUCCAGUGUAUCCACAGGGAGCUCACAAUUACCUUUAGUUGGCACUGUCCCCUCAUCAACAUCUGCAAAACCAAUCAAAACUGCUGAGGCAGAAGGUAUAACUACAAGAGAGCUAGCUUCACUACCACCAAUAAAACCAACAACUACUGCGGAUGAAAGAUCUUUAGUGACAAUGUUAUCCAAUUUUACAACACCAUUAAUUUCUCACUUUGUUACUGGAAUGCCCACCAGUAAAGUUUCAACAUAUACAGCUACUCAAGGAACUGAUAUAACUGCAAUUUCACCCAAAGAAGUACAUACUCCUAGUAUUUCAACUGCCGUAUCCACAGAAUCUCUAAAACCAGUAUUUAUCACAUCUUCAAGUACUUUGAUGCCUAUACCCAUAGAUCAUACCACAAAGGAAGUAUUUUCCACAGGUGUAAUAAUUACAUCACAGGAGACUAUGAGUGUAUCUCAAACACUUCCAGAGUAUUUAUAUUCAUACACCACCACAACUGUGCCAUCUACAUUGUCCCCUAGUCCUGCCGUAGAAGAAAAGUUAUCAACACCUGCUAUAAUUUCAACAAAAUCGAGUGAAACAACACACACUUUAAUAAGUGAGUCCUCAAUAUUUCCAGAUGUAAAUAUUACAAUGCCCCCACUUUCUUCACUAAUUACAGAACUAGUGUCCUUAAAACCAGAAAUAACUGCUCCACUUUCCACAAAAGUACUAACAACUGAAAUUUCUAGUGAUCUUACAGUGAAACAAAUUUCAACUCAGGAAAGCAACAUAACCAAAGCUAAGACACUGUUGCCAGAAAUGUCUACUUCUUUGCUCCACACUACAAGUUCACCAGGAAUGAGCAAAUACGUUUCACCUCAAACAAUCACAAGUACUGUCUCAGAAUCUGAGAUAACUGAUAGAGUUUCCAGUGUAGCGUCGUUGACCUUUUCCUUGGCUCCUACACUUUUCACUUUUACAACAUCAUCAUUUCCUUCAUCUUCAGAGACAUCACAAUUAACCUCCACUUUGGAAAGUACCACAAAGGUUCCAACUUUAACAUCACAUUUACCAUUGUUAACAAUCCAAACUAAAAUAGAACCAACAACACCAAUAACAAAAAUUCAUACAUCAUCUGAGGUCAAAUCCAGUAUGACAUCUAUAGUUUCCAUUUUGACAUCUCCGGGGGAUUUGAUACAUUUGUCCACAAGUCCUGAACUACACAUGACAGACGGUGAAACUACAUUUCAAACAUCCAAUGUUACUACACAAACUCCUACAGAAUCGCUGAAUCUUACUGGUACUACAAAAUAUCCAUUUACAGAAACAAGAAAGAUUGAAUCCUCAAAACCAUCUUCAGUGGAAUAUAAAUCUCCUGAAGUUACUGUAACUUCUCCAAUAAUAUUUAAUGCAACUGAGACCUCAACAGACAAAAUUUCUACAAGGCACAUAGUUAUAACAGAAGAACAGGAGACCAUGGGGUACACAUCUCCAAUUCACGAGUUAGGCAAUGUAACUGGAUCAUUAAAAUCCAUCCCAUAUACAGAAAGGACAUUGUUACCCACUGAUUUUCCUGCACGUGACACAUUUUCAUCUUCUGCUCAAACAUUUUCAAAAGAGGCAAUUUCAUCAACAUCUCCAGAGCCUUCAUCAACCUAUUCAACUUCAAAUGUUACAGAGCCCCUGCUCUCAACAACUAGUAUUUUUCCAUUAAGUGAAACAAGUAUUUAUACAUCCACAUCAACCUCUAAAAGUCCUUUGUCAGAUAUCAUUGGAACCACACAGUCUACUACUCGAUGGACAUAUUUACCUUUUAAUACCUCAUUAUCUACUGCUUAUCCAGCUGCUAGUUUUUCCACUACAAGUCCAUUAAAAACGCACCUGACAACAGAAAGAAAGACUUUGUUAACCGAAGCAGUUAAUAUAACACAUAUCACAAGUUUAGUCACAGCUCUGAAUACAACAUCUACACCAGUUGCAACUCCAACUCCAAUAACUUUAUUCCCCAGUGCCAUGUCUACAUCUACUGCCAAAACAACAUUACCAGAAGAAAGUACAGAAAAACAUUUGCCAUCUACAGAAAAGGUAGAAACAUUAUUUAUGUCAACAAGGCACACAACUGGUUUGAAAGACUUGUCAUCAACUGACAUCUAUAAAACAACAGCUCAAUUAAUUUCUCGGUCAAGCACUCAGUUGGAGGGCGUAUCUGAAACAUUAGCCACUCAUCAGCCAACACCAACCAAAUCAGUGUCUGCUAGGUUAGUCACGGAAGAGACAUCAAUGCCAGAAGUAAUAAUAACAAGAGAUACUGUUUCAGGUGAACCUAAGACACAAUUUCUUUUAACCACAACACAUACUCCUCAGACUGGUACAAGCCACACUGCUUCGUCAGUCGAUUAUUUAAAGCCACAAACUGAUUACUUGUCUGAAAGUACCUCUCUAAGUGCCACUUAUAAAUUAACUUAUGCAGUCACACAGAUAUCAAAAUCAUCUGAGAAGGCUACCACAGAAGAAGCUCUUGCUACCCCAUUGAAGACAACCAACUAUUCCACAGGCUACAGUGUAACAGAGGAACUUGCUUCCAAACUGCCAGACAUAGUUACAUUGCAAACCACACAUGCAGUGAAUGCCACAUAUAGAGAAUUUGAUACCCAAACUACAAAUACUAGCUACAUUACUUCCACACAAAGUCCUCACACAAAAUUGUCACAUAUAAGUAGUUUGGUUAGUAGUGUUGAAACACUCACAACUAGUCCCGAGCCAAAACUUGAAGCUUCAACAUUGACCUCUUCUCAUACGUUAACAACCCUGGUCCAUCCAAAUGCCACAGUAGCGCCAUUAAUUACAGGAUCUAUCUCAGUUUCAUCUAUAACACAGCCAGGGACUAUCACAGCUCUUCCUGGGGACCAUACAAAAACAGAAGAUGUCUAUGAAGGAAUUUCUGCCUCAACCAUAAUACCCUCUGAUACUGCAACCAUCCAGACUUGUAUAGUAAGUUACAUGGAAUACCUACAAUAUUUAUUCCUUCAUAGAUUGGCUGAAACACAGAUUGCAUUAACCCUUCAUUUGUGACCCAAAGAGUGUGUCUGCCAAGAAUAGCCUGAAAUUGUAAUUUCUUAGACGUAUUAACACUGGAAUUAUUUACCUAGUAACAAAUAAAUCACAAAACAGUGUUUAAUAUGUUAAGUGCAAAGUAAGAUAAUUAAUCAUUUGUUCUUGGGCUAUAUUGGAGCAUUGCCAUAAUAUGUCUUUAGUGAUCUCACAUAUUGUAGGUUUAUUUGUAAGUGCAAUAUAAUCAAACUGAUUUCGCUCUCAUAAAUAAAAUGGAUCCAGUUUUAUAUCUGAGUAGUUUGAUAGCUUUUUCAUAGACGUCAGUGGUCAGGGCACCUCUGAUUAGUGUUAAUUGCAACAAUAAAGAUUUCUAAAAGCAACAGUCAAUAACAUACAAUUGUAUUAAAUGUGUGAAAUGUAUGGCAUAUUUAAUGAACAUAAAUGACUAAUUUUAGUCCCCUGGCAUCCUGGAUUCCAUGAAACCUGAUUGCAGACAAUCCAAUGCUUCUCCACUGGGAAUCAUUCGGAGGCUCGUGUGCAUGCACUACAAAUAGCCAAUGCAUCUCUCGGGCCUGCAGGGACGGACUCUAGACACAUUAAGUUGUAGUAGUUCUGGUGCUUAUUGUGCCCCUUUAAGCCUAAAUGUUGCAUUUCAGUUUAGAUAGUUGCAUAUGCAGUAUAUAUUGUAGUGGUUACAGAACAUUUAAGAUAUAGGGAAGGUUUACAAUGUAUCCAUUGUUUGCUUUAAAGAGGAAAUGUCACUUUAACAUAACUAAACCUUAGCAAUUUAUAGUUUAAAAAAAAAAAAAAUUACAUACUUUUCCAGCAAAGUACAUAAAAAAGUAAAAUUUUGUAGUGCAUAAACUGGUAUUUCUGUAUUAGUUGUCCAAAUGCGUAUGUUUAUUUUCAAGUCAUCAUGAGACAGCAAAUUUGCUGUAACACAGUAGUGCAGCGGAGGUAAAGUUUGAAUGCAUUAUUUACUGGACCGUUCUUCUUUAAAACCAGUUGUCAGCAUUGGUAUUGGCUUAUGGUUAACAUAAUCAAUAUAUUGUCUCUUUUAGCCGUACACAGAAAACGACUGUAUAAAGCACAUAUGUGUGGAUGGACAGUUAAUACAGGUCAACAAAUCCCAGCACUGCCCUUAUAACGCCACACAGCCCAGCUGUGGACUCUUGGGAUUUGCUGUUCAAAUAAAUGGUGACAAAUGUUGCCCCAAAUGGGAGUGUGCUUGUAAGUUCUUUUCUUUGUUAAUUAUCAUAUUUAAAAAAAAAACCUGUAAUAUUCUGCACAUAACGUAGAUGGGGUUUAAUCUCUAAGGCCUCGAUUUAAUAUUUUUGGGGUAAGCUUUGCAAAUGAUGCAAUAUUUUUGAAUAAAGGUUUAAAAUUAUGUAAUAUCUUGAAACAUAUUUCAAUAUUUUAAUUUAUUUGUACAUAUCAAAUUUAUUUUCUAUUUUCAUAUUUUAGUAUUUUGAAAUACAUUUUUUUUAUAUGUUUAUCCAAAAAUAUUAAAUAAUUUAAAAAGCUUAUCCAAUAAUAUUCGUUUGAGGCCGAGAUGAGCAAUUGUUGAGAAAUUAUUAAAGGAAUUAAAUAUUUUGUGAUACAGUAACUGAUGCCUGGCUAAAAUCUUUGAUCUGGUUAAAAUUUUAAACUAAAAUUGUGAAAUCGUUUUAGAAUUUACUGCCGUUUUCUUUUGUGCGAAUAAACUUAUAUCAAAUGUUGGGUCUAAUGUCAGAUAUCUGCGAAUACAAUAAAACACAUAGAAAAUAAACAUUACAUGGAAUAGCAUUGUGCUUCUAAUAUUAUACAUCUACAAUGGCAGAUAUCUGUGGAGGAAGUGGUUGUAGUAGCUAUUAGUUUGGGGGAGUUACUGCUGGCUCAAGGAUUAUUCCCGCCCCCACUUAUUUUCUCAUAUUUAUCAUUGCAUACAAGCCUCCUAUGUGCACAAUAUGUAUUUUCUUUUAUAUUUCUGGGUAGUAUACACAGCCUGUAGUGACACACUAGGGGACAUGAUAUUUCUCAGGAUAAAAUCAUUAGGAUUGUAACGCUAAAUGCUUAUUGAAAUAAUAAGAAAUAAUUUAAAAUAAUUUAUAAAAUGCUGUCAUCUGAAAAGAAAUGUGGGAUUUUCAUAUAUAUUAGAACUUAAUAAUUUCAGCAAGGGCCAGAGAAAUUAUAUACAUAUAUACCUGUAACGGUAAAUUUGAUAAAUAUUGCCCAUCUAGGUCGCUGCUCAAUCUUCUCCGACAUGAGUUUUGUUACGUUCGAUGGGAGUUACCUGGCUUUGUUUAAAGAAGCUUCAUACAUCCUAAGUCUAACUGAGGACGAAUCCAUAACAGUUCAAGUCUCAAAAUGCAAGCCAACAAACGGGGUAAGGAAUUUUUUUAUCCGUUAACUAUUUCACUACCAUAUUUUUUUAUCUUGUAUUAGACAGAAUUGCUUAGCAAAAUAUAGCCCAUAAACCUCUUUUACUUUAAAAAAAAAAAAAAAAAAUUAUUUCAUGAUUUGUAGCUUGGAAGGAUACACAUUUACUACUAGGGUUCCAUUGAGUCUAUGCAUUUGAGGUACAAAUAACAGGCUCCCCCCUCCCUCGCAGCAAAGAAAGCAUUUAAGAAAAAAAAAAAAAAAAUUAUAGCUGCAUUUUAACAAAAAGGGGAAGGGGGAAGAGAACUCCAAUGUCAUCAUAGAAAUAAAGAGAUCAAUGCCAUUAUGUUAGAUUAUAUUGCCAUUUUUAGGAUAGGGUAUUGCUAAUAAUGCCAUCAUGCAUUCUUACAAAACAGUAAACGGAUUAUUUGACUAAAUGUAUUUAUUUAGUUUUGUCACAUCUACUGUGUGCAACAAAAUCGGUAUUUGUGCUUUUAUGGCAAUAUUUCAGACCCUGUGUUAAAUAUUGACAAGAGAUACUUUAUAGUUGUUAAAACAUCUUACCCCCCACCCAAAAAAAAAAAAAAAUUAUUCUGUAAAGACUGCAUAUAUAACUAAAAAAUAAAAAUUGUGUAUAUGUACGUCAUGCGGAUUUUUUAUGUAUUUCCGAAUAGAUACUAUAAAUCGGCGUUUUCACCUACAUUGAUAGCUAGCUGUGCAAUCCAUAGUUAUGCUAACAAAAACAUAAAGGGGUUAAUAUUUAUUUUAUUAAUAUUUUAAAUCAAAAGAAAAUUCAACAGCAGCGAGCUCUGUAGACAUAUGCACUAUAAGCAAUAUAGGAGAUCGGUGUAUUUGCACUUGUUGAAGAUUCCUAGGUUUGCGAUGAAGUGAGUGUCUAAGCAUUCUUGAACAGAUUGAUUUAUAAUGAGAGUGUGAAGCCCUGAAGGUUUGGGUGAGAGUAUAAUUAAGUGAGGAGGAAAUUUCAUCAAGGGGGAACAAGAGAUGUAGGAAGAUAUAGAUAGGCAGAUUGAGAGACAAGGCCAACUCUUGCAUAAUACUGAGCAAAUACUCACUAAAGCACAAUUUAAGAAUUUGUAUGUUGAAUUAAAUCAGAUAAAACAAAAGUUAUACUAUCAUUAAAAAAAUAUAUAAGUGUUUUUACCAUGUAUAAAGUGUAACAUUUUCUUUAAAAAAAAAGAAAAAUAAUGUGUAGGGAUAAAAAGGAAAGAGUGUUGACGUCUAUUCUUGGUGUGCUCUCUGGUACCCACACUGCAAGGAGCAUAUGUUUUAACCCCUCCAGGCUAAGUGUUAGGCAACUCUAUGAUAUUAUGACCUGGAAUUAAGGGUUUGGGUACGUUGAUAGUCGCUCCACCCACUAUUCGUGCAUCCUCUGCAAUAAUGUUUUGUUUUUGUCAAUUUUAUUUACUACAUAUUAUAAAAAGGGUUAGUUACUACAGUGUGAAUUUUCAAAAAUUCUAAGAGAAUUUAAAGUAAAUUUCAAAUUUUAACUAAAGUUGCUGAAAUGGAAGUACAGCCGACUUGGAGAAUAUUUGCAAUUUAGCUAUUUUGGCCUUAAAUUUGAAAUUCAGUUUGAAAUCAUCUUUGAAUUCCCAACAUGUUUUACUAUAGUAAAUAACCCUAGUGGCGUGCAACUGUGUACGUGGGUGAGAGAGUUAUUUGUAGUCUUUUAAAUGGGAUUUAAAUCUGACUUUAAUGGAACACAUGUACACAUGUCUGUGAAUGAAGGAUGAGAUAUAUAUGUGAGAUACAAUUAAAAGGACAUUGCAUUAUGUGCCAUUACAGUAGUUAGGAGAUUUGACUCAAUGUGUAUUUAUUUAUUUUAUUUUAUAUAAAAUAUUUUACUAGGAUGGAUACAAUGAGAUUCAUCUCGUUUUCAAGUAUGUCCUGGGUCCACAAAACAUUGCAUUGUUACAAAAGGAUACAAUAUUACAAAAGAUACAAUAUACAAACAAUAUAUAUACAGUAUAUACAUACACACAUAUUUAAAUUUAAUACAUAACAGGUAAUAAAUAUAUACAACCACGACAGGUGCAUUCUGUGCUGAGGUAUAUUGCCAUAGAUCUCUUCAAAAUUUUUAGAUUGAAUGAAGAUUUGACUGUGUCCUUGAGGUUAUUCCAUAAUUGCGGUGCUCUGUAGGAAAAUGAGGAUCGACUUUAUUUUUCUAUUGCGGUAUGCUACAUAUCAUGCUAGUGCUGGACUGGAGGUUAUAGGAGGUGGGAACAGCCGGGGAGAGCAUUGUACUCAGGUAGGGUGGAAGCUUCCCAGAAAUGCUCUUAUGUGCCCAGUUGUUGUGAGCUGAGUGGGAUUAUUGAAAUAGACUAUGCUGUAUUAAAAUAGAAACAUUGUAAGAUGCUUUAUGGAAAUAGAAACAUGUUAACAUUCUCCAUUAGCAACAUUAAAUAACAAGUGAAAUCUGGUUUAAAGAAAGAGGAGGGAGGGUUUCUAUUUAAAUCAAUUAAAAUAUCAUUUAACAAUACCUAAUAUUUAUAUAAUGACCACUCCUAUCUAUGCUUUUAUCAUUAACCUUGACAGAAAACAUCUGGCAUAGAACUAUAAAGGAGAAAGGUGACUAUAUGUACGUUUAUUAGGUGUCCAUUUCCUUAAAAUAAUAUGCUUAUCGAUUGUUAGACAAUUAUUAAAAUUGUAUUUAAAUUUAAUGAAAACAAGUUAAUACCAUUAUAACCUUUACAUAAUACUCCAUUAAUUAUAACCUUUACAUAAUACAACAAUUCAAAAGAUUGUUUAAACCUCAGGGUUUAUUCUUGGUUGGUUGGAUGCAGCCUUACCAAGGUCAAUUAAAUGACUGGUGAUAUCUGUUAACCAGGAUUCAGUUCAGUUAAAUUUAAAGGGACACUAUAGUCACCAGAAUAGCUACAGCUUAUUGCAUUUGAUCUGGUGAGUAAAAUCAUUCCCUUCAGGCUUUUUGCAGUCACUGUUUUUUCAGAGAAAAUGCAGUGUUUUCAUUACAGCUUAGGGAUAACUUUAAUCGCCACUCCUUAGAUGGCUGCUAGAGGUGCUUCCUGCAGAAGUGCUGCACAGUGUGACUGCCAUUCAGUGUCUCCAUUCACUGCAUGGAUACACUGAACUUCCCUCAAAGAGAUUGAUUCAAUGCAUUUCUAUGAGGAGAUGCUGAUUGGCCAGUGCUGUGUUUGGCUUGUGCUGGCUCUGACCAUGUUUUGCCUUCUUUACAGUCUCAGCCAAUCCAAUGCUUUCCUAUGAGAAAGCAUUGUGAUUGGUUGGGUUCAACACGUCUGAUGAUGUCAGUCAAGCAGGCAGAUUAGGGGCAGAGCAAGCAGUAGUAGACUGCAUCAAAAAUAAGAUUUUACUAUAUUUAGUGUGGGCAGGGGGGGGGGGAGGGGCAGGAUUUUAACAAUGUAGUGUCAGGAAUACAUGUUUGUGUUACUGGCCCUAUAGUUUUCCUUCAAUUAAUGUGAAAAUAAGAUAGAUGAUUAUAUCCAAUAAUAUUAAAAAUACACGCAUACAUAUAUACAAGUAAGCCAUCAUUAUUAAAAAUAAUAAAUAAGUUGCUUUACUUCACCAACACUGUAAACAUAAAUACUAGUUAAAGCUAGAAUUGCUUUAAAAAAAGAGAAAGUUUAUGAUUAUUGCAACUUAUCAAUACUUUUGUCUUUUAUUUGAAAUGACUAAUAAAUAUAUUAAAUAACUAACUAAAUACUUUCACAUUCAGAAUAACAACAGGAGUGAAGUCACCUUAUGUUUGUCUGCUCUGGAGCUGACGCACCUAUCCAACCAAAUUUUUAUUGACCGUUUGAAUAGAAAAGUAAGUUAUUACACUCAAUCUGCUUCUAAUAUUUUUUUAUUUAUAUUUUUAUGUUUCUGAUCAAAAUGUGUUUUUCUAAAGUGUUAUAUAUUUUAUAUGAUUUUAAUAAAAACUGCUUUAAAAUGCAAUGUUUAGAGCAAGAAGUAGGUAAAAGGAGGUAAAGAAAGGAGGUAAAGAGCAAUACAAUGUUCAGUCCCCACUCCACUGCAAAACUACAGGGGUGCUGGGGGAAGCAUGUGCUCUGGGCGCCAGAGACUUGCUCGGCCAUCCCAGGUCCAUGCCUUUCUGCAAUCAGCCACUUGCUGAGCGGGAAGCAGGAAGCUUCUUCAAUCACUACACACCAGGGAAUGCUCCGUCCUUCGCUCCUCCUACACCAACGGUGCCCAUAGCGGUAGAACCCAAAAGGUAGAUUUGGUAACUGUGAGUAUAACUGUAACUGUGUGUGUAACUGUGUGUGUAAGUGCAUGUAACUGCUUGUGUGUCUGUAAAUGAGUGUGUGUCAGGUCCCCUGCCUCCACGCUGCUCGUAAAUUUGUGCAUGUCAGGUCCCCUGCCUCCUUACCUCUGCUUUCCCCAUCACUGCGAGCGGCUCCAUUUGGUCCCUGUCUGCGGCGUACGACUGUCCCCGCUGCCGUGCUCCAGAUUGACAGUGUUUCUGAUGCUGCACGCUCCAGAGCAGCAUCCUUAUAUGUGUGCCAGACCCGGUUAUGUGACCCGGCACACUGUAAUGACCUCAGAGACCACAAAGAAGGGAAAAAACGCCUUAGUGUGGUUAACACUAAUUGGAGAAUAUCCAAUCAGACACACCGUGUGUGUAUAUUAACUAACCUCCCCUCCCCCUCAGUGCCCUGUUGUGGUCUUUGUUUAGCCUAGUAGCGCGUCAUACUGUCAUGGCUGCUAGUGUGGUCCACUACAUAUACAUACAAAAGAAAAGGAACAUAAAAAGAUAGAGCGUAAACCGGACCUUAGAAUGGCCGGACUAAUACGCUAGAGAUAGAGAAUGGUCAAGGGGAAAGACGAGGUCAAGGAAGCCAGAAAUACUCAAAUACCAUUUAAACAAGCCAAGUCAGGGGAACCAGAAUUCGGAAUAACCAGGGAAAAGCCAAGAUCAGGAUACCAGGAAGUCAAAUUCACAAAGAUAAACGCACUCUCUGGAACUAGGAACAGGAAACCACGACAGGGCAAGGAACUGGAGUGAGUUAGGGAUUUAAAUAUCCCUCUCUGGGUUCUGAUUGGUCAGAGGGUGACCUCUGACCCCAGAACAUGCGCGUGCGUUGACGUUGUGACGUCACGCGCACAUUUGUAUUAAUUUGUGGGGCAGAGCUUAAGAUGGACGUGACCACGUGGUCCACGCCAUCUUUGAUUUGGGCGCGACGCCCAGAGAAAGCAGAGGAGCGGCUCCCGACUUGCCGACGAGCAGAUAAGCUUGUGGUGUCAGCGAGACCAUGCCGGUCGUGUAUGUAACUGUGUGUGUAGCAGUAACUGUGUGUUUGUGUAUAUUACUGUGUGUCCUUCUAACUGUGUGUGCGCAUGUAACUGUGUUUUGUGAUUGUAACUGUGCGUGUGUGACUGUGUAUUACUGUAACUGUGGCUGUGUGUGUGUGUGACUGUAACUAUAUAUGACUGUAUAUGACUGUGUUUUAUUGACUGUGUGUGGUGUGUGCGAUGUGUGCAUGCCUGUGUGUGUGUAACUGUAUAUUUCAUAGUGUAUGUAUCUGACUGUGUGCACUUGACUAGUGUGUGCCUGUGUUUAUCUGACUCUGUGUGUCUGGUAGUAUAAGGGGUGGGUGGGGGAAGGUUAGAAUAUACAGAAAAAGAAACGUGGGUUAAGAGGCACCAAAGAAAGUUAAACAACUAAUGAGACACACAAGGUUGAAAGGGGAGUUAGGAUAAAAACACAAGAAGGGUCAAGGGAUACAUGCAAAGGGAUGAGUGGGUGCGAAAGCAACACACAAAUGUUUAAAUUUAAGGAGGGUGCCAAAAAAGAUUUCCGCCGCUGGUGACAAGUGACCUAGCUACUACACCUCUGCCCCUCCCCCAUUGUAAGAAUACUGUCUGUGCAUUUUGAUAUAAUUUAUGUUUUGUAUGGGUAUGUAAUAUAGCUGAGAAGAAAUCAUUAAUUGUUAUUUUCCAAGCCAUUUGCUGCCUCCUCAAGAUGCCAGGAUUUUGAAACGGGUGUGAAGUAAGAUUUGUCACUUAGAUAAUAGUGAAUGCUUUCUACUGUACACAGCUCUGAAACUCCCUUCCUAGAAAAAAAUUUGUAACCACUCAUAUGAAAUGUGAGAUACAUGGUACUGUUUUCUGUAGCUCAUUGUAUGCUAAAUAGUUCUGUAAGCCAUGGGGAAAAGGCAUAACAAAAUAAAUAAAUUUGUAGAUUUGUUUAAAAAAAAAAUAGUUUCAUUUUAGUAAGUUUUUAAAAAUAAUUCUUUAUUUUCCACACACGUACACUUUCUGUCCCUAUAUUCCAAACUGCAUGGUUUCCCAGUUUUGCUCCAGAAAUACUACUGUACAUGAUGUCAUGAUUUAUUUUUCUGUAACACGUAGUUCAGCCAAUACCUUUCUACAGUUGGCAAGUUGAUUACAACGUACAAAAACAAUUGCUGUUCUCAUAAAACAUUGCUUGCAUAAGCUCAUUAAUGCUUAUGGAAAUUAAGUCAGUGUCAGUAUGUUUGUGGUUUGGUGAGAGCUAAUAGCCUACAUAUCCUGGGGUUUUGGAGAAUUUUCAGACACAAAAUGUAUCUUUUUUUAUAAGCAAACAGGUCAACUUUAAUGUGAAUGAAGGGAUGUUCUGAGCUCUAAAACAAGUUCAGCUUAACAAAUCAGUUUUGGUGUAAAAAUCAUGUCCCUGGAGUCUCACUGUUUAUGCAGCCCUAGCCACAGCUCCCUUUGGGUGUGACACACACUGCUAAAAGGAAAAAAAAGUUUGUUUUUAAUCAGGUCUUACAGCACAGUGUGUUUACUUUAGAAGUUCUUAUCUUGCGCUUUGUUAAUUGAGCUCUUGUGCUUUGUUAAUUGAGCUUUAAUCACUCUCAAGAGGCUGCUGCAAGCUCUAGUAGACAAUAAACAGAGAAAGAGAUACGACCUUCGUAAUUAAACACACUGUGCAAGAAGAGAAGCUAAGAAAUGUUAAAUUUUUUUCAGGAAGUGUGAAGGGAAGCUGUGAGGAAAGUUUGACCAGGGCCAGGGAAUGUGUAAUCAGGGUUAUUUAAAAAAAAAAGUGAUUUAACUCCUAAAUUGCAGAAAAUUGAUCAGUUAGACUGCAAGGGCAUGAUCCAUACAUCCACACUGCUUCAUUAAGCUAAAGCUGUUAUGAUGCUUAGUGUCCUUAAAGGCAAUUUCCAUAAAUAUCUUUUCAUAGAUCUCAUGAAUGUCCCUUCUAUAGAGUUGAAAUGUAUUCAGUGCUUCCAAUCUAAAAUGUACCCUUAGAAACUCCAGGAUACAUGAGUGUAUCAUACUUGUUGGAAAGGAUAUGAACUGUUUUUAAAUAUCAGAACCUCUAUCGCAUUUCUAACUAUUCGUCAUCAAUCUUUGCACAGUACAAAUACAUCAUAGUUACUGAUGUCCCGAACGGUUCGCGAAUGGUUCGCCACGAAUGGUUCGCCACGGACUCAUCAUUGAGUAAACUUUGACCCUGUACCUCGCAGUCAGCAGACACAUUCCAGCCAAUCAGCAGCAGACCCUCCCUCCCAGACCCUCCCACCUCCUGGACAGCUCACUAAGAAUGCAGCUUCACAAUGAAUGUAAAAUGGAUGCUGUCCAGGAGGUGGGAGGGUCUGGGAGGGAGGGUCAGCUGCUGAUUGGCUGGAAUGUGUCUGCUGACUGUAAGGUACAGGGUCAAAGUUUACUCAAUGAUGAGUCCGCGGCGAACCGUUCUGCAAACCGUUCGGGACAUCACUAAUCAUAGUUGGAAGACUUUUUAAAAAGAUGAUUUGUUAAGUUCUAAUAUGAUGCACUGUAUUUCAGAUUUUAAACUUAUUUAACCAUGUCUUUGUUUUUAUGACUCCAGAUAAAAGAGUUUCAUGGCUGGAUUCUCGUACAGUUUUCAUGUUUUUUUUCAGCUUCUGAUCAUUCGUUUUUGUCCACAUAAAAAGCAAUAUUUAACAACAAUAUUUAACAACCGCAUCCUACAGUAUGCAACUAAUAAUUUACUUUCAAAUUUGAAUUGUGGUCUGAUGGUAGAGAUCCAUUUCUUAACUGUUUCACUGCUGAACUACUUCUAAAAGUUUGUGCCACGUAACUAUAAUACUGAAAGUAUUUCAAAAAUAACCUUUUUUUUUUUGGUAAUUGCUUGUUCUUUUGCUUUCUGUUUAGGUAGCUGUGAACUCCAGAUAUGCUUGGCCAAUGGUUAGAAAGUAUGGAUAUAGGAUCGUGGAUACCGGAAAUAUGUAUUUAAUAGACACUCCAACAAAUGUUAAAAUUCAAUGGUUUCAUAGUACGGGUCUGAUGAUCAUUGAGUCCAAUGCCACCAGUAAACCCAUGUCGAUGGGUCUUUGUGGUAAGUAUGGAAAAUCUUCUGUAUGGUGUUUACUGCCAGUAGGUUUAGAAUUCCAACAGGAUGGGAUAUUUUUCAAGACUGACAAGUUUAUGAUGUAAUCUGCUUUAAAAUGUGGUUUAAGAGUCAUAAUUAAUUGCCUUGCUUUAUAAAAAAUAUACUAUAUUUCCAUUCACACACUUACAAAAAAAAAUGCUAUUUAUUAAUGUCUUAUUUGAACAGGAUAGGGAGCACUUAAUACAAAAAAAAGUAUCACCACAAUCUGAAUGUGUUUAGUGAAUACAAAGUAAAAGUACACCUAUCUUAACAAUAAAUAAAACAGCCUCCCCAGGUCAUUACCCAGACAAAAUUACCUUUACACAGCAAUAUAGAAAAACCAGGAACAUUUGGGAUAUGCCUGUAAAAUCUAAAAAUAAGGAACAAAGAAAAUAUAUAGUGUAAUACAGUUUUUUGAGCAAUAUUGCGCUUAAUAAAAUGGACUCAAGAUGAAGAUGGUAAUUGCGCUCAAGGGUGCCUCCCCCGAUGUUGUUGGGGGGCCUCUUUUUGUCCCUCCUGUUGAUCCGGUAGGGUGGAUGUAGGUAAUAAAAAAGGUCAGCAGCUUUAUUAGAAGGUGAACAAUCACCCAUAAACAAUAAAAUAUAAACAGCAAAGGUCCAACGCAUUUCGUUCUCAGUACUGGACCUUCCUCAGGGACCAUACAAGUUAAAAUCAAAUGCAAAUAGCAAUAACAGUAUACAAUCAAAAUACUGACAUAAAAGAAAAUGCAUGAUUUUCUGAGUAUGUCAAACUUCCAAAUUUGUAAAACAAUUAUUGAAAAAGAAAACGAAACGAAAUAGCUACGUAAAUAAAAUCUGAACAACAAAAUAAUAAUCUAAACCCUUUAGCCUAAAUGGCCACACUACCCAAAACUUAGAUCUGUACAGACCUUUGUCCAUAUUCUGACUUAUAAUUGCUUUCUUUUUAAUUGACUUAGUUAAAAAGUUUACAGAAGACAAAAAAUAUUUGAAGAAAUGUACUUAAACUUUGGCUUUACAUGAUGUCUAUAAGAUUUUUCUUAGCAUGCAACAUGAUAUACCACACACCAUUCUUAAAUAAAACCCAAUGAUGAUAUUUAAGCCCCUAAGGACACAUGACGGAAAUAUUCCUUUUAUUCCUGAAGUUGUGUCCUUAAGGGGUUAAUUGUGUGCCGGAUGUAUGCAAUCACACUGACAGGUCUGGGUUGCCGGUGUGAUUGUGUACAUCCAUGCCAUCUAAACAAUUUUAGUGGUGCCUAGAUAUUUACAGAACUCCACUAGCGCAAAUGGCAAUCUGAAUUCUGAAACUCUGUUAAUAUACUUAAACUUAAGAUCUGUAUCUCUUUAAAUAGUGAGUCACGGCUGCUAAUACAUGAAAUUGUUUUCCCCGUAGGAAAAGCUUGCUGCAAAUGCAUUUUCCUUAUGUACGCACAAAAUAAAUUGCUGCAUCUGACCUUUCCUGUCACUUGAGUCAGUAAUAGAUUUACUGUGGGUAUCAUUUUGAUAGGAAAUGUUAUCUGCGGUUUUAAAUUUAGGAUGGUAUUUACUUCGAGGGCUUGAAACCCUAACUAGUACUACACAAUCAAGCCUUUCAAAAUGGGAAGCGUCAAAAUCUUACAUUCUCUCAAAUAUCCUGAGCGAUGUUCAGACUUCACAAAGGGGUAUAUCAUAGCAUAUGUUUUAAUGUCUUUAUAUAUCGCUCCCACUGGAUUAAUUAAUAGGGGAGUCACAUUUAAUAUCUAUUUUAUUUGAGUUAAUGAAUGGUCUGCAAUGUAUAUUCAGGGAAGAAGUACAAAGUGCCUAAUUGCCAGAGUUAUUUAGUGACACCAGAAAGGCCACUUACACUAUGCAAAACACAGUAUCACAUAGCCUGAUCUUUAUAGAUCGGCUUACACUGCACAGAUUUUUAAAAAUGAGCCUUUGGAUAUGAAAGUAUUUGUAUUCUAAGCUUCUUGUUGAUGAGCAGCAUAUAUCACUGAGUGGAAUACUUUUUUAUUUAAACGUUUCCUGGGAGAGAGAGAUAAAUUGCAAGUUGUCUUAUUUUAGAAUAUGUAGAUGCCCCGAUAUUGAAAUGUGUAAUUUAUUGUACAUGAUUUAGAACUGCAAAUUAAUUUGAUAACUAUUAACAAAAUAAACAUUGUGAAUAACUUAAGCAAAACUAAAAAUGGCUGGGCAGAAAAUAGUUUGACCUGAGAAAGUAUUUAAAUUGUACAAAGUAUACCAUAGUAUACCACGCUUUAAAAGGGAACUCGAGGCAUGAACUGCCUGUUUUAAAGCAGAAAAAUGUGUGGGUAUAUAUAUACAGAGUUCAAGUAGAGAUUGUAGCCGUAAUAGUCCAGUGAUGCAGACGUAAAAACAGAUAUCUGUUUUUUAUAUAUAUAUAUACACAUGUAAACGUAUAUGUAUGGUCGAAGUAGCAAACAAGCCUUUGUAAAAAACAUGUUAACAUUAAGCUUUUAAUUUGAUUCAAAAAGUAUUCCAUAUAUAGGAAUAUGGUAUGAGUAAAUUAAACUCCGGUAUGUGUGGUGAGUGUGUGUGGUGUGUGUGAAAUUGUAUGCGUUGUACUGUAUUUUUGGAAUGAAGGUCAAGUUUAUAUCUUUUAGAGUGUAUAUGUUCAUUGCUGAAUUUUGGGAGAAUCUACUUCAUAGCAAAAUAUUCCUCUGAGUAGUGCUCCUAUGUACACGUACAUGGCCCCUGGGGAUUUGAACCAUUAAUUUGCUUGGCCCCAUUAACGUUCCCUAUAUUAAGAAUGAGGGGGACCCAAACUGGUAGCCAACCUACUGCCAAGUGGGAUCUUAAUAUUUCUCUGACUGCAGCUCAUGCUGGUUCGUGGAAGCUUAGUUAUGUAAGUGGGUAGUAAAUGGGUCAAUCGUUCCUUAUUCCUUAUGACCCUGUUUACCUAGAAAAAAUAGCAUUCAUCAACAAAUCCCUUUAGAUAUCCAUUAAUUAUAUAAAAAUGUGUCUCAUCUGAACUAUAAAGAAAUUGUGAAUCUAGUAUUUCAUUUAUUUAAUUACCUUAAAAAGUCAGCAUGGUAAUAGCGUUCAAAUGGACGUCUUGUGCAUUAGUCAUUAUUAGGCAUCUUUUAAGAAGUGCCUUAAAACCCAUCUCUUUAGGAAAGCUUAUGGCCUCCAAGAUUAACCUUUACCUCACAAACCUGUCUCUUGCUCUCUCCUAAAGGGCAGUGCUUUACUCUCUCCUCCAGCUCUGCUUCACUCCCACCUUAUUUGACUGCAAAUUCCUGUCCUAAUGUGUUUUACACCCCACCUCCUAUAGAAUGUAAGCUCAAUUGAGCAGGGUCCUCUUCAACCUAUUGUUCCCGUAAGUUUUUUGUAAUUGUCCUAUUUACAGUUAAAUCCCCCUCUCAUAAUAUUGUAAAGCGCUACGGAAUCUGUUGGCGCUAUAUAAAUGGCAAUAAUGAUGUUAAUUAUUUGACUUGUGCACGGCAAGAAAUUUUGGUUCUGCCAAAUCAUUUUUUCCAAACAUAGAACCUUUUUCGGGACACCCAAAAUUCAGCCAGAUGUUGGUUCAGCUAGAACGAAUGUUGAGAUCUGAAUCAGGAAAACAAACCAAAAAGGACCAGAAAUGGGUGAUGCAAUAUUAUCUAUAUAUUCUGCAAUACACCGAUAGGGGCAAUUUAUGUAAGAAUAAGUAACCAAUAGAGGGAUAACCAGGAGAAGCUGUUAAAAAAUCAAUAUUUAAUAUUUAUUAAAGGAAUACUAUAAAAAUAUAGACUCAACAUUUAGUAAUGUCACCUAGCCAUCAAUCAUAUAUAUAUAUUUAUUCAUUUUUGCAACAAACUAUUUUUUGGACAUCACAGGCAGAAUUCAGAAUAGCCUGCCGAACAUGUUUGGCAUUGUGCAGUUCUGUUAGUCUGUGAUUUGGGUAUAUUUCAGCUUGGAACUCUUGAAUUCGGUCAAACACCAUAUUGGCCCAAAUUUGGCUUUCAGUCCCAACAAAUCUCCAAGUCUAGUCAUCAUUUUAUUCUGCCUUUCUAAUAAAACCAAUGGAAAACUCACUUCUUUUUGGGUUAGGUAAUUUUGCAUAUUUUUAAACAUUUCAAUAUAUUUUAGUUACUGAAAUGAUUUUAAUGAUUGAAAACGUUUUAUUAGCUAUUAUGCAUUGUUUGGGAUCACUUAAAUGUAAGAUUUUGUCCAUUCUUGGAUUUUGUCCAGUCUGUUGCUUAAUGUAUUUAAAGUGCUCUGUUAGUCUAAAUCUUGCCACUUGGAUUUCCAUUUGCUAUAAUGUGGAGUUUAGUGAAAAAAACAUUGAUAUACUAGUUGGGGUUGAUGUUGCCCUCAAGCAGAAGGAGCUGGCUGGGUAUUUGGUAAGCUUAUGCAUGGUACAUAAAUUCAGUUUGACCAAACAGUUUUUUCCAAAUAUGAAAUUUAGUUUAGGUCCUCCAACACUUGUUCAGUUGACUGUUCAGCCUGUCCGAAUAUCAUCCAUGAAAAACAUUUGGGAAAAACAUUUUCAAUUGAAAAACAUCUCUUGACCCAUCCUCCCCUUCUAACUAUCGUCCCAUAUCCCUGCUCCCUUUCUCAUCAAAGCUUUUGGAAAGACUUUUCUUUACCCGUGUGUCCCGCUUCCUUAAUUCCAACUCUCUCCUUGACCCUCUUCAGUCUGGCUUCCGCCCUCUCCACUCUACUGAGACUGCUCUUAUCAAAGUGUCUAAUGACCUAAUCUCUGCUAAAUCCAAAGGUCACUACUCCAUAUUUAUUCUCCUUGACCUCUCUGCUGCCUUUGACACCGUUGAUCAUGCUCUCCUCCUUCAAACUCUUCAAUCGCUCGGUCUCUGUGACUCUGUCCUCUCUUGGUUUUCCUCCUAUCUCUCCCAACACUCAUCCAGUGUCUCCUUUUCCAAGGAUACCUCCUCCCCUCGUCCUGUCUCAGUUGGAGUUCCCCAAGGGUCUGUCCUUGGUCCCCUUCUAUUUUCUCUUUAUACUGCCUCUCUUGGUAAACUUAUUGCCUCUUUUGGAUUCCACUACCACCUGUACGCUGAUGACACUCAGAUAUACCUCUCCUCCCCGGACCUCUCCCCUGCUGUCCUGCAACGUGUCACUGCUUGCCUUUCUUCCAUCUCUGACUGGAUGUCCUUACGCUUUCUGAAACUUAACCUCUCUAAAACUGAACUCCUUGUCUUUCCUCCUCCUAAUACUGAUCCUCCUCUCUCACUCUCCCUUCAAGUCAGUGAUAUCCACAUAAGUCCAUCCCUGCAAGCACGCUGUCUUGGCGUCAUACUUGACUCUGGUCUCACCUUUGAGUCUCACAUCUAGUUUGUUGCCAAGUCCUGUAGGUUCCAACUCAAAAACAUAGCCCGCAUUCGCCCCUUUCUUACGCAAGAUGCUACUAAGGAGCUUGUCCGUGCUCCAGUAAUUUCCCGCAUUGAUUACUGUAACCCUCUCCUGAUUGGUCUCCCCAAAAGCCGUAUUGCCCCGCUACAGUCUGUAAUGAAUGCUGCAGCUAGACUGAUUUUCCUCUCUAUUCGGUCCUCUCACACCUCACCCCUCUGCCAGUCCUUACAUUGGCUCCCUGUAUGCUAUAGGAGUCAAUUCAAAGUGCUAACCCAUACAUUUAAAGCACUGAACAGUUCUAGCCCCACUUAUAUCUCUUCACUAAUCUAUAUAUAUGCCCCUCCUCAUACUCUCCGCUCUGCCCGUGACCACCUCCUGACCGCUGCUCGCACCCGUACGGCCAACUCGCGCUUGAAGGACCUCUCGCGGGUGGCUCCUCUCCUAUGGAAUAGCUUGCCUACUGCCAUCAGACUCUCCCCUAGUCUUCAAUCAUUUAAGAAGGGCCUUAAAACCCAUCUCUUCAGGAAAGCUUAUGGCCUCCCAGAGUAAUCUCUACCUUACAUACCUGUCUCCUGCUCUCUCCUAUGGGACAGUGCUUUGCUCUCUCCUCCAGCUCUGCUUCACUCCAGUUGAUAUUUCUUGUCCUAAUGUUUCUAAUACCCCACCUCCUAUAGUCUGUAAGCUCGUUUGAGCAGGGUCCUCUUCAACCUAUUGUUCCUGUAAGUUUUUUUGUAAUUGUCCUAUUUGUUACAUCCCCCCUCUCAAAAUAUUGUAAAGCGCUACGGAAUCUGUUGGCGCUAUAUAAAUGGCAAUAAUAAUAAUAAUAAUAAUCAAAAAGGUGUGAAAAUGGGCAAAUCAAUGUGCUACUCAAAAUAUACAUAAUACAAAUAACAUGUAUAUAUUUUUAAGCACUCUGAUAUGUGCAUUUUCCACCAUUUGGUCGAUAGAUCAAGUGAUAAAUAGUAGCCAAUAGAAGGAAAAAGUAGAGGAGAAGUAAAAGAAAUAUAUAUGGCUCAAAUGAACUAAAACCCUUUUGAAAGCAAAAUUUCACCAUGGUUAUAGCACUUUGUCCAUUCUCUGAUUUUCUUAUACUAUAUUUUAAUAUUUAUUAUUAUUGAUAAAAAGUGACUACUAAAUGUUUAUAAAUGUGUUCAUGAUAAAUACAUUUCUAGGUACAAUGUUCACAUAUACAUGCAAUCUAUGUUUGUUUAGAAAUUAAAUAUGUAUUCCUAGACUAGUUAGCAUUAUUUCCACAAACCUUUAUCAAACCAAGUAUAAUCAUCGAGGCUCUGUGUUGUAGACAAAACAGUUCUGCACCUCUCCCAACGGCGUUAAUUAAAGAUCCUUUUUUUAAAACAAAUGCUCAGUGUUCUUUGUAAAGAACAGUCCUACACUUGUUGCUUGCAAUUAAUGUAAUCAUCCAGGCUAAUUCCAUCUUGGUUAUUUCUAUCAGUACAAUGCCAUAUUUUUCACUACUACUUCCUUCUGGUCUUAAUUACCCCUGUGUAUUGAUUGCACCACAGUCGGCUAUAAAUAUAAGAAAACAUCUUGCUGCAUGUUUUACUUAUAUUGUAAACAUGAAUGUUUUGGAGUCAAUGUCUUGGGUCUUUUUAAUUAAUUAUGGAAACUAUGUAGACUGUUUUGAAGUCAACCUUAUAAAAAAUUAGUUAUUUAUUAUUAUUUAAUUGUUCAGAAAAUAUUUUACGUGUACCUGGACAUAACACCAAUGCAAACAAAUGGAUGGCAUGCCAUAGAAGAUGUAGUUAUAUAAACUGCAUAUUUUAUUAGGCAACUAGAUAGAUCAUAAUUGCCAACAAUUCUGGGACUAUCCCACAUUUUGGGGUACUGUCCUUUCAAAAAUAGGUUUUGGGCACCUGUACCACAUUUUAAUUCUGAUACAGAUGGGGACCAGGUACUAGGGCCAUGGACUAGGAGUGCUUCAGCAGUGCUUUGUACAUGGUUGGUCUUGGAGUCGCUUUUGACAUUCAGGAUUGCGCCUUUCAAAGUUGAGAUGGCCCGUUUGACAAACGAUCUUGUCCCCUGCACAUUCGAACAUGGGCAGUGAAGACUGGCAGGCAUGAUAGAUUGGGGUGUUCAAACUAACUUUCUUUUUUCCUUAAACUGUGAAUUCUCAGGAAUGAAAAGUAGAUACAAAGUUUAUUUAAUAUUUUAGGUUAAAAUAGAUCAAAUGAGUUCAUAGAUGAUUUGUCGUAUUUGGCUUUUUUUUGCCUAAUAUUUGGUCCUUUGACACAGUCACAUUAAUUCAUAGAACAUGAAAAAAAUUGUUUAAUAAUAAAAACGAAUAAUUACUAUGGAAAAAAUAAAAAUAAAAACACAGAAAUGAAAUGUUCUUUGUGUCUAAAUAUACAAUGAAAAACAUUUUUGCUAAACAUUAUAUUAAAAUAAUCAAAUAAAUAAAAAUGAGGUUACAUGCAGCUACCCAAUUAGGAAUUUGGAAGUUAUUAAUGUUUGUAAAACAUUUUUGAACUUAACUUUAUCAAAUCAUAACACACCAUAAGGACCAUGGGAGGAAAUGUUAGCCACUCACAACCUUAAUGCUGGCAAAGCACUCUGGGAGAUGUAGUUUUACAACAGCUGGGGAGCUUUUUUUUUGGCAAUCCCUGAAAUAUAUGAUGGUUUAUACUCUGUUGAUGAUUUUUUAUUUUUGUCAAGUAACAGGUGCAAAUUUAAAUAAUUAUACUAAGAAUGUCAUGAAUGUAAAUUAAUCUAAAAAGUGUGAAACUGGUGCAGUAAAUUAAAAGCUUUCUCUGAUGCUGGCAGCAAUUCUGCCGAUAGAUCCAAUUUAAAAAUUGUUCCAAACUGUACAAUUAACCCUUUUGGGGCUAGGGCUGCAUGUUAAACACUUGUUGUUUAUUGUGUAUUCAUAGGAUUUUGUGAUGGCAACACAACAAACGAUUUCAUUCUACCCAACGGGAGAAUCCUAGGCAAAAGCGAUGACGCCGCAGAAUUCCUGGACAGCUGGCAGGUGCCAUACACGUUAAAAUAUGUUGGAAAAGAGCGGCACCAAGACGUGAAUUGUUCGGUUACGGACUGCUCAGAAUGUUUUGGAAUGAUUUUAAACCAGGCGUUCGCCAGCUGCCAUCCUUAUGUAUGUACUAUUCAUAAAAUUCAUUUGCUGUUAUCAGAGCUUGCAAAUGGUGAUGAGAAAACGUUUGGCGGCUCUUGGCGAAAAGUAACCCAACAUUUGUAUUUUCAUUCCACCAUCAAAAUAAAUUUGUUUGGCCCAUAAAUAAGAUGGUCUCCCAUAGCCAUGUGCAAUUAAUGUAUUGAGUCAGCCAAGACAGACACACCCUAAUGUAGGGAUGAUAUCCACCCUAUCACCAAUCUAGAUUUUUAGUUGUCCUUUUAGCUCAGUUUAGAUUUUUCUGAUCAAGGAUAGACAGCAUGAAAGUCUUCUUUAUUUUUCCACUUGGUUAUUCCAGAAAUAAACAGCUGCUAUGUUGUGUCUUAUUAUUUUCGUUUGUAAUUAUUAAUUAAAAUGAUAGCUUUUUAAGUAAAUAUGUUUUAGCUAGUUUGAUAAUUAACUAUACGUUAUGUUAUAUAAAAGAUUAAAUGUGUUACAUUGUUUGUUUAUAAUAUUUCAUAAAGCAAGUAUGUCAGUAAAUAUCUAUUUAAUUGAAUCUCCCAUUUCUGCAUGGCGGCCAUCUUUAAAAAGGAAGUAGCACUUAUCCAAUCACAGACCAUGCAUGGUAUGGAAAGCUAAGGCAUGGUCAGGAUUCUAAGGCAUGUUCUGAUGUCACACUCUGAGAUAGUUUCAGCAUCUCAAUUUACACAUAAUCUUUGACUGGAUAGAAAAUGUUUUCAAACCAAAAAGAAGUAACAAUGUGUAAACCAGGCGAUGCAUUGAAUGGAGUUAUACGUUUAUAAGUAUUCAUUAUAGAGUGAGACAGGGAAUAUUCGACAUACAAUCUUUUCUUUGUUAGAAUACAUAUUAAGACAAUUUUCCUUGAAAUAUAUUUUAUGCAGUUGCUUGCUAAAAUUGCUGACUCACCAAAGUAAUUUGUGGCAAAAAUGUUGCACUAAGUGUAUUGCUCUGUAUUUAAAAUGGCAGGUCUCUCCUGAUGCUUUCUGUGAGUUAUGGGUCCAAGACAUUGAAUAUAUUGAAGAUCACUGCAAAGCGCUAACAGCAUAUGCCUCCAUGUGUCAUAAAUUCAACAUUUGCAUUGAAUGGCGAAGCCCUGACUAUUGUCGUAAGUCGAUAUGCACUGAUUAUCCGAAGUGUAGAAUGUUUUCUUGAUACAUAGCUAUUUAGAAUGUGGAAUAGUCUGUAUCUGCAUGUUGAUGUUCUAAAGUGAAAUUCAUGAAAUCAAAGCAGAGGAAAUUCAUUUUUUAUUGAUUGAUUAACCCAUGGAUAAUAAAUACUCAUCUUAAUAAUGCAGACAUCUGUACACUUCAUUUUCCAUGAAUAAUAUAUAUAUAUUUAUAAUUUAUAGGCUGUAAGGCUUUAUGAGCAUCAUGGAAAUGGUUUUCAAAACCAUCAGCAGUGCUAGGCUUUUCCAUCAUUGAGCUACACUAAUCAAGUAACAUUUGUAACUUUCAGCAUUUCAAUGCCCUGAGACACAAAGGUACCAGUCGUGUCUACCUGUCUGUGAUGUGCCCCGGACUUGUCAGAACAAUGAGAUCGAUCUUCAUGAUACUGAAUCUUGUUCUGCUUUGACUGAAGGCUGCGUCUGUGCGCAGGGAACCAUAUUGCACCGGUCAUAUUCCACCCUUUGCAUUCCAGAGGCAAAGUGCGGUAGGCAAAGAACAGGACUUGAAUGUACAAUUUUCUGCAUUGCAAAAAAGAAAGGAAAAAAAAAACUAUUUUAAAAAGUGACUGUUGUCCAUUGUGUAAGGGUUAAAUGUUACAAUCAAAUGUAUACAUUGUAGUUUGUUUACCAAACCAGGCCGUGUAGAGUUCCAAUGACAUUAGAAUUACAAAAUGUGAGUCUAAAUAAACAAGAAUAAAUAAAUAAAUAGAAAAUAAUAUUAUAAAUACAUUUAUAAUAAGAAUAAAGAAAUAAAAAAAUAAAAUAAUAAAGUUAAGAGGUCGAAUUUUUCCAAUUUUGUGAUAUGGCCUAAUAUUUGUGAUCCUCAUUUAGUGAGUAAUUCUUAUUGUACCCAUGAAAAAUCAUUAGACAGUAUAUUCAUUCAGUUCCACUGUUGUUUUGUUUACACAGAAAGAGCUCAACGCAAUCACAAAAACAUAACGUAACUAUAUUUAACAAUAAGUGUGGCCUGGAAGAGUUUAUGGAUUACCAAAGACAUAUUUUAUAGUUCCCAGUUUAUUUACUCCUGCUUCUAAACCUUGUUUGAGAGGUUGCAUAUAAACCCCCAAAAUGUAGUUAAUUUUGACCUUUUUUUCCCAGCUUGUACGGAUAGCGGAGGAAUGCCGCAUGCAAUAGGAGACGUAUGGAAAACCUCCCUUUCAGGAUGUUGCAUGCAUAAAUGUGUUGACAAUGAUUCUAUUGUCCCCAUGGAAUACAACUGCUCUGAUGUUCCGGAGCCUCACUGCUCUAGAUAUGGAGAAAUCAUCAUUUCUGUUUCUGAUAAUCAAACAUGUUGUCCUCGGAAAGUCUGUGGUAAGUGUAAAAUCAAAUGAUAACAUUGAUCUGAUACAACGUCAUAGGAAUCUAAAUUAGUAACCAUUUAAAAUAAUAUCACAUGUUUUAUUUUUGUGACAAAGGGAUCUUCUUCUACCAAUUCAAGUAGUCUUUUUUAGGAGAGUAUUGGUCUUCAUCUUUCUUGUCCUUCUGAAGGAAUGUUCUCUGUCUAAUGAACUCCAGCUGGCCGCAGUGAUGUCACAAUAACCUAAAUGUCAACAGGAGAAAACAUUUUAAUCUCUGUUGACUUUUAGAAAACUCCAGCACUGGGGACCAAGAGGCCAUAUACCAUUGCUUAAAGCUUUCAAUGUUGCUUCUUCAAUAAAAGAUUUUCCUUAAAAUUUUCAUUAAAAAAAAACCCAAUGCAAUACAACAAGAAAAAUAUUUUGGGAAAUGUAUUUUCACUUUGUUCUGUUAAUUUAAUUUAAGAGUUAGGUGGCAAGAACACCAGGUUUAGUUAUUUAUUUAUUUAGGGCCUACACAACUAGGGGGAAAAGGGGAACUUUAAUUGUAAUAUAUUCUUACAGUGUUUAGUACUUCUAAAACUUUCAACUGUAGUAGUUAUGGUGCCUGGAGUGCCCUGAUGCCAUUUCAUGGUAAGUAGCCAAACCAUUCUAGUACAGUUUGUUAAGUUACCUGGAUCCCGCUGGGUGCCCAAGGACCCAUCUCCUGCAAACAAACUUGUCUAGCAGGUUAAUCCCAAUCACUCUCUAUGCGCUAAUUGUCUGACAGUAUCAACGGAACAAUCAAUGCUUUUCCAGAUCUGUUGAAAACCAAAUCAAGGUUCAAAUGCAGCCAACACCAUAUUUUAUUGAUCAUUAUUUUUCAUUCUUCCCCCACUCUUGGACCCCCGUGACCUGAGCCUUAUUUAGAUGGUUUUAUCCGGAAUUUAUGUUUUCUGACAAUGACAGUAUCAGCUAGCCUAGAAACAUAUUAUUUUACAAAAACCUUUUUUUCAUAAAAGCUGCAUGACAUUUUCAGAACCAUUCUAUAUGUUUUCCUAAAAAGAUAAAAACAACUUAAACGUCCAUGAAAGAAGCAAACAUUUUCAUUCAACAUUGUUUUAAAUUAAUUCUUAAUAUGUGCUUGGACUAUCUAACUCUGGCUUCUAAUGACCAGCGCUGUGACUUCUCUAAAUGAGAUAGAAAUAAACUUUCUGCAGAACUUGAGACUUGUCUUUUUUAAUUAUAUGCAAUGUUUCCAAACUUUUUUGACUUUGUUUUUCUUCAUUUGUUCUAGUAUGCAAUCAAACCAAAUGCGAUGAUCUAAUCCCUGAAUGUGGCAUAACGGAAAAACUCUCAUCCUAUUACCAAGAAGACUCUUGCUGUCCUAAAUACAAAUGUGGUGAGAGACUUUUAUAUGGAGACUCUGGCAUACAGUCAGUUAAAUAUUAUCAUAUAGUUUUAUAUAGCAUCGCUACAGUGAUCUUUUACAUCCUACUCCAUUCCUCAGGCAAAGUUUUUACUUCUGUUUGCCUUUUUUGUAAAUUAUUUUCUUUCUCUCCUUGUCCUUCUUUAUGUCCAGUGUCUCCUAUUCCUUUAUUCUGUCACUUGAUCUGGUCCACAUUGCAUGAUCUCGUACUGUGGAUCUGGAACCCUAAAACAGAAAUGGAGCAAACCCUUGAACGUAGCAACAACUUAGAAAUUCUAGAGAUGGGGCUAAUCCAAUAUAAAAUUUAAUAAUGUGAAAUGGGAGAACGGGAUCUGGUGGAAGAUGAUUCCAUGACGUUACAGCCAGAAGGAGGUUUACAGGUUGGGGUAGGCAGAAAUAAAUCAGAAUAUUAAAAGUCAGUAAUGGUAUCAGGUAGUAUGUCAACCGAUCUGCAUCUCCAUAAAACUUGGGUCACCUGUUGCCAAGUGCCAGGUCCCCUUUGGUGGUGACUGUAAUAAUGGGCAUGGUGUAUUCGUCUUUGCAAAUGUCCACCAUUGACAAAAUGCAUCAGACACAAGACAGAGUGUCAGCUAAUUUGCUACUAUCUGUGCACAAUUCAUAACUACCCACUGGUAAUUCCUACCAUCAAUUAUCAGGAUUCUUCCUCCAGGUAUUACUAUGGUGUGUUUUUACUGUAUCACUGUUUAGCCUUGUGUAUAGUGUAAAGUGAUUUCCCCAACUAGGUGGACUGCAGUGCAUUGCUUCUUCACGUCUUGCUAUCGUUACUGUUCCCUCUGGAGUCAUUUCAGUUUAUUUCAGUACACUAGCUCUCUUGCAGUGGAAAAUGCUCUGAUUUAGUGGAAUAUAUUCAUGGUCAUUUGGUCCUGGUCCAUCAGUCCAUAUUGUAUAGAUAUCUAUACAAUACCACAAUAUUGUAGUAUUGUAUAGAUAUCUCUCUUCUUUCCCUUACUUCCAUGCCUUAUGGCAUUUAAUGUCCCUUUGCUCUUUUCCACCUCUUAUUCACAUUCUUAUUCUUCUCCUAUUAUAUCUCUUCUCUUAAACUCUUUAAUUAGUUUCUUCUUGCCAGUUGACUGGCCUUUUUUACUCUUACAUUUUAUUCUGUUUGCAUUGUGCUUGUAUUUUCUCCCUGCCCUUUAAACUCACACACUUUCAUAUAUCCUGCUUUUUCUCACCCCACCACAUCACAUAACUUUGACAUUCUCGCUCCCCCCUCUCUGCUUGUUGCUGCCCCAUGGAUCGCCAACAAUUUUAGAACUGUGCUAUAUUUUUCAGAAUGUGAUCCUGAGAAAUGUGAACCUACUGAGCAAAUACAACAUUGCAGAGAGGACCAAACACUGUUUGCCACCCAUCCCAACAACUCCUGUUGCAUCAGAAACUUUUGCGGUAUAACACUAUUCCUGCUUUGAUUGCCAUAAGUGUUAUCAACCAUAUUCCAUUUAUCAUGUAUUUUUAUCUGUUUUUCAUGCAGUAAAAAAAUGAGCUGAAAACAUCUGGAAGACAUUUAAAUAAUGCACCUGUUCCAAAUUAUUGCAAAACACCUGUAUUUGGUAUUACAGUUGGACACUGAAGAUCAUUCAAAUGAAUCCAGCUUGAAAACGUUUGUUUAGUUGAUUAUAAAUGACGAACAAGCAGUACGGGUAAAGAGCGGGUGUAAUAUUAAAUAGCUGUAGGUUUCCAGCCACUCGAUGAACCACAUGUCCUGAAUGUCUGUUUUGUUUCAUUGAAUUGUCUGGUACAUUGAAUAACAAAAAUAAAGUGUAUGUGAAACUUACCAAGAAAAGCAAAAAAAAAAAUAAUAUUCUUAUUUGAGAUUUACAGAGUUGGAAUGGGUAAGCAUUUGAUGUUCUAAAGAUGUCCUACUGCAACGCACUCAAGGGUAGUCUGACUUCAUUAAUUCAUUCUUAAGACUCUAUUUGUUUUUAUUUACAGCAUGCAACAUGUGUACCGAUCACAUCCCAAACUGUCGGGAUGGAGAAAUUCUAAUGGUGGAUGGAAAUUUUACUGACAGAUGCUGCCCACCGUAUCAAUGCGGUAAUUAUCCAUCUGGAUUUAAAGGGAAUAAGGGAAUAAUUUGACUCAAUUUUGAAUGUAACAAGAAUUGGAAACAUGAAAUAACUAAAUGUAAUUUAAUUUGCUGUACUGUAAUUAAGUCUAGUGUUUACAUAUUGUGUUAUUAUAAACAAGGACAACCUUAUUUGUUAGGCGUCAUCAUAGUUAUAAUGUCUAUCACGACCAUUAUCACAUAUUAUUGAUAAAAUCAGCUAUAUUUCCUUCUCUCACCAACCCACGCAUUCAUCAGGACUUUAACUGGCACCUCAUCUAACUUCUCUAAUGAACCAGUUCCAUCCCAAAUCCUCCUUUAGCCUCUUCUGACUCAACGUCUCCAAACUUCUUAAUGCUGGACCAUGUGAGCACACAUAGACUUCAGGACACCAUGUUGCCCUUGUAUCUCUGUGCUCCUCAUUGUGACCAUUAUUCAUUGCCCUCCAAAUUCAGUUUUUGCUUCCUUUACUCGCCCAUUUUUCACAUAUUUUUUACAAGGCCCCCAACUCAUUGACCCUUUUAAUCUGUCUUCCAUUGUUUAUCCCUUGCUUGGGGAAUGGAAUUUUAUGUUUAACUUUAAAUCAUUUAAAUAAAAAAAAGUAUGAUAAGUAAUCAUUCAUACUCACUCGUAGCGAAAAGUAAAGAUUAACUGCUUUUUUUGAUCAUAUAGUAAAAAACAAAGAAAAAAAGUAACCUGCGCUCUAGCCCAAAUAACUAUGCAUAUUUAAAUAAAUUGAGGUUAUUUAGUAACUCCAAUGGCCAUAGAUGUGAGCCCACCUGCCACGUCAAGGCAAACAUCUUACGUGGGUCCUUCACUAAUAAUUCACCUUGCUUGCUUCAGCUUCAAGCAAACACAUCUCUAUAUUUUUCUAUAUGGAUCUAUUAUUUGGUCAUAUGCUUCCAUUACUCCAUCUGUAAAUGUUUACUGUAAUUGACAUUUGGGUAUUUUGUAUUACUAUUACCAAUAACAGCUAUUGUUUCACAUCUGUAGUUUCUCUGCUAUACCCUAUUCUUCUUUAAAUAUCACUUCCUUUGUGCUUGCAGUUUGUGACCCCGCUCGAUGUCCUGAAGUGACCUGUGAUUUAGGAAUGUCUGUAGUUGAAAUCUGGAGCCCUGACAGUUGCUGUCCUUAUAAGACAUGCGGUAACAUUAAUUUAUUUUUUAUAUCAAUUCCACACUGGUUCACUAUUUGUUUACGGCAAAUAUUUUUUUGUGAUUCCUGCCUUCACUUGCCCCGGUAACUAUGUUUUUGUAAGAAUUUUAUAUUUUGACAUUUAGUUCAUCACAUGGAAUACUUGCUUUGAUAUUCUGUCCCUUGGGUAAUAAAGAUUAAAGUUGUUAAAAUUGAUAUGUAGGUUGUGCUGUAUUUGUGUAAUUAUUUGAAGGAUUACAAACUAUGAAAAGUUUAACGGUGCAAAAAAAAAAUAUUUGAAAGACAUUUUGGUGGAUGAUUCAAUGUGCCGAGGACAGAAAUUUAGCUCUUUGAACAAAUCACAAAGGUGAGGAGUAUCAAAAGACAAAGUGUCAUCAUAUCCCAGCGGUUCACAAACCAAUGCUCAUGGCCCCCCAACAAUCCAAAAUUUAUGUAUUUCCCUGUAUUAUUCCAAUGGAGAUACUGAUAAAACCUGGACUGUUGGUGGGUCUUGAUGACUGGUUUGGUAAAAACUGUCAAAACUGAUUGGCCAGCACACUUUCAUAUGGGCACAUUAUGAAAUAAUGUAUAUGGUGCAGUGAGUAAGGAUAUAUACAAUGCUUAAAAGUUCCACUCACGGAUAGCCAUUGGCAAGUUACAAUUUAGUCCUCGUAAGAGACAUUCACUCUCCAUGCUUGUGGUUGCAUGUAGAUUUUAAGGACUGGAUGGUCAUGUAGGGCUUGAAAUUUAAGAUAUAUGUAUGUAUUUUAUUUAAUACUUGUGGUGCAAAGGGUGGGGAUACUUUCAAUGUUACUGAAGAUUUCAUAGGUUGAAGUUGUGUUACAGAGCCUCAACACAUUAUAUUGGCUUUCUGCUGAUAAUAAAUGAUUGCUCAUUAAUGCUGUGGUUGUAUGUAGAUUUUGGUAUGGGCAAUAGGUCAGAUUACUUUUUAUUGAACAUCCAGAGAGUAAGCUAUUGGCUUAUCUCCUCAGAAUUAGCACAUCUUGAUCCACUUGAGUCCACUCAGCAUUUAGUGAAUGAAUCUCAUUGCUUUGUAAAAGCGGUUAGCUCUUACCCACAUGUUCUGGCAAUCUAAAUACUUGAAGAGACACAUUUCAUUUUAUGAUAUCUGAGCAAAGCAGAUUCUAUAAGCAGAACUCUGCAAAGCAUUUUGCAGCAAUAUUAGAAUGGGUUUCUAUUUCACUAGUGUGAAAAAAAAAUUGUUGAACAAUCAUGUGUCUAUUUCACUCAGAGGACAAGCUAAGAAAAACUAAAAUCCUUUCUUUUAAAGGGACCAGAACGGUUGAAUACAGCAUUGCACACUUAUGUUACAGGAUGCGUUAUGUGUGCACAUUGAAUUUUUUUUUUUUUUUAAAUGCACGUAUCUUUAUUACUUAAAAUAAAGCAAGCAGAGUUUUUGGUGUAAUCGACAGGGACUGAAUUAAGAUUGGGAUUUCAUUCCUGCUUUUUCAUAUAGCAAACGUGUUUUAAAGGAAUACUUCACUGCCCAAAUACAAUAAAAAAAAUAAAAAUAAAACACUAUUAGUAAAUAUACCUUAUUAUUAUUAUUAUUUCCCUUUAUAUUGCGCCAACAGAGUCUGUAGCGCUUUACAAUAUUAUGAUAGGGGGAAAUUAACUAUAAAUAGUACAAUUACAAGAAAACAUACAUGAACGAUAGGUUGAAGAGGACCCUGCUCAAACAAGCUUACAUUCUAUAGGAGGUGGGGUAUAAAACACAUUAGAACAGGACAGGAAAUAGCAAUCAAAUAAGGUGGGAGUGAAGCAGAGCUGGAGGAGAGUGUAAAGUGCUUUAGAAUGACAUUAUAAAUACAUCUAUCUAUCUAUCUAUCUAUCUAUCUAUCUAUCUAUCUAUCUAUAUAUAUAUAUAUAUGUAUAUAUAUAUAUAUGUAUAUAUAUAUAUAUAUAUAUAUAGCUAUAUAUAAAUAUAUAUAUAUUUAAAUUCUACAAAUAUAUUUAUAUAAUAUUUUUACAUAAUCAAGUCAUUUUAUUAAUUACAAUUUGAGGGACCUGCCCGACAACCCAGGCUGAAAGUCCAGAGAAUUUGGCUCGCAAGUCCUAUCAUUAACCCUGUAACUUUCUAGGACACCAUAAAACCUGUACAUGGGGGGUACUCAGGAGACUUUGCUGAACACAAAUAUUAGCUUUUAAAAACAGUAAAACAUAUCACAACGAUGAUAUCGUCAGUAAAAAUUAAUUUUCUUGCACUUUUCACACACAAACUGUAUUAUUUCUGACGAUAUAAUUGUUGUGAUACAUUUUUCUAUUUUGAAACACUAAUAUUUGUGUUCAGCGAAGUUUCCCGAGUAUAACAGUACCCCCCAUGUACAGGUUUUAGGGUGUUUUCAAAAGUUACUGAGUCAAAUAUGAGGCUUGAGUUUCCUUUUUUCACAUUGAAAUUUGACCGAUUGGUUAUGUUGCUUUUGAGACCGUAUGGUAGCCCAGGAAUUAGAAUUACCAGUCUUUUUUAGUAGCCACUUAGUCACAAACACUGGCCAAAAUUGGCAUUCAAUUUAGUUUACUAAUUUGAAACUCAGAAUCCAAAAUCAACCACAACAACCCAGCUAUCUCGUUAUUCGGUUUAUUCAGAAUUUGGGUUAAAGGAACACUAUAGCAUUAGGAAUAUCCACCAGGUAUUAAAAUAAAUAAAUAAAUAAAUAAAACAAAAUUAAUUAAUCACCUUUUCUCCAAUGCUGAGUCUCCGUCAGAACUUCCACGACCUACUCUUCAAAUGCCGUCAUCCUAGAGGCGUGUUUCCAGGAUAACAGUCCUAUCCAAUGCUCUACAUAGAAAUAAAGGGUUUUAAGGGAUAGGAGACGGGGGAAUUACUGAAGGCACAAUAACAACUUCAAUAACAUGAAGUUGUUAAAGUGCCUACGGUGUUCCUUUAAGUUUGGUUCAGAAUUCGGACAAAACAACAAUCUGUCCAAAUUCGGUCGGAUUUCAAUUCGGAUCGAUUUAAAUCUCCAAAUCUAAUAUUUAUAUGAAAAUGUUUUGAAGUGAUUUACUGAUAUAUGCAUCCUAGGAUACAUAUAAUUAUCUUUCAAUGUUUCCCUUUUUAUCCACAGAGUGUUCAUGCAAUACCUACCCAAAACCGGAGUGCAAGCUGGUAAGUGUUAGUAGUAUGAGGAACAUGUAAUUUGCAGCCACACAGCCUAAUUUCAGACACAUACAGUUUUCAUGGAUCACACAAAAGUUGACAUCACAGUUUUUGCACGGAAAAUGCAAUUUAGUUGAGUCGGAUUUUCUGUACCUUGCAAAAUAGGUGAAAAAUGUGACCUUCUGCUUAUUUUCCUCUUAAAAGAGACAGAUUGCAUGCAAAAAACUUUGAAUGUUCUGUAACUUACAAAUCAAAGAAAAAUAGGUUAAUUCUCACUGCUUUCAAAAAUUACAAUAUGCAGCUCAUUAGUGAGAAAAUCCAUAUAAUAUACCACUAUGUGCGAUAUAAAAGUGACGUUUGUUAAAUUUUCACGUUUACCAAAAUACACUCAUAUAAAAGUCAUGGAACAAAAAACCUUUCUAUGGACUUCUCAUGGCAAGGGCAAUUUUCUGUUGCCUUCAGCAGUGCAACUUUUAAAUAAUCCCAUUUCUCUUGGACUUCUUUUAAACCGCUCCAGUCUGACAAUGACUCCUUUACACAUAUACUAAUUUUAGAAAAAUCUGUUUUUCUAAAGUCUAAAACUUUAGUUUUUGUGUGUUGUGACUUAGUCACUGUUAUUACAUUAAACCACACUGACUGAUGAUCACUGGAUCCUAAACUUUCAGCUAUUGUAAUAUCUGAUACCAAGUCUCCAUUUGUUAACACUAAAUCUAGUAUGGCCUCUUUACGAAAUUACAUGUACUUUAUAUGAGUAAAUUACUCCAGAUCUUAACUAGCAUGUAAUAUUCAGGACACUUCUAUGCAUAAAAUGCCAGGUUUCUUUUUGUUUUGUUUUUUGUGAUUAGUUCUGUAUCAUGCUAACUGUUCGGUUAAUCUGUCAUCUAUAAUUAGUUUAGGACAUUGAUGACCUCUGUUACACAUCAAAAAAGACAAUCUGAUGCAUAAAAAAAAACAAAUAUCAAUCGUUCUUUUUAACAUAAAAUAUUUUUUCUUCCAUUUUAGGGAGAAAAACUUCAAAUAGAUGAGGAAUGGAAAGAUAGUGCGGCAAAUGUCUGCAACUGCACUGUGUAUAAAUGUGGUAAAAUAUUAAACUAUUUACAUCAUUUAUUUGGAACACAAUAUCCACUAAGAUCAAUGCAUAUGAAAUGUGGGGUCCAUAGGACAGUCACUUAUUUAACUCCAGGGAAAUUAAUUUAAAGGGGUGAUCCUUCUAACAGAUUUUUAUACUGCAUUGCCCCAACAAGACAUCAGGAGCUUCUGACCUGUUAGCCAAACUCGAUCAAACAAUAUGGCCCAGCUUUAAGAGCAAAUUUCAACAUGGUAGAAAAAAAUCACAAUGACUGUACCCAGACUGGUUAGUGUGAGUCUGUUGCAAUAGAUGACUUUGCAGUUAAUCCACCUUUAAUAAAUAACUUUUCACCCAAGAUGACUAUUUCAAACAUAAUUGUACAGGCCAAUUGCAAAGUCAGAGUAACUCCACCAUUAAUCAACCUUUUUCGUUAAUAUUCUUUGUUUGCGAUAUUUAACCAUUUGUUGCUCACAAACUUCAGUAUAUUUAAAUUUUUAUGUAGACUUGCACUAAUGUAUAGAAAAAUAGUCAUUUAUUCCAUGUCUUUUUUUUUGUAAUCUCUAAACCUACAUAGAGCUGUAUAUUUAAUGGUGGAUAUCUGACCGAAAGGCAGAUAGCAUUAAAACAGAUGUCUAUAAUCUAUCUAUCAUACUAGAAUCCUUUAUACGUGGUGUACCUUAGUAUUUUAUUUUUGCUUAUUUUGUUACAGUGAAGGACACAGUGUGUUUGAGUAAGGACCGAGGUGUUCUGAGACCAGGACAAACCAUCAUCGAGCACACAGUCGAUGGCAUCUGCCACUCAACGCACUGCACAGACUCAGUCGACCCAGUUACAAAGUACCAUCGGCUCAACAUUACAUCUCUAAACUGCGCAGCCAAAUGUGAACCUGUAAGGAAUUUACAAUUUAAAUAAAAAUGAAAAAUAAAACAUGUUUAGUAAAUUUGGUGCCCCUUCAGUAAUUGGCAUGGUUUAAGAGACAGUAAAACUUCAGAAUGAGUUCUACGUAAAUAAAAGAUCACACUAAAGGGUUUAUCCAGCAUUUUAACCACUACAGCCUACUGUAGUGAGCUUUGCCUAGAGGCCAGAUGCCAUUCCCAUCAGCCGUUCAUUGGCUGAGAGCACUGUGAACACUCUUAGUCAGUGAAUGACUCUCUGUGCAUAGAAAUAGAUAGGUCAGAACUCUUGUGAUGCUCCAGAGGUGGAGUUACACCUCCAGCUGCAAGGGGGUUAAAUUCUGUAUGUGCAGCGUUUCAUAGGCAAAAUGCUGCAAAUACAGAUUCCAGGCACCAUGACCACUUCAAAAUGCUAAGUUGUCAUGAUACGUGUAGUCCUUUAAGUGUUUUACUUUUAAGCUAUUGUUGUAAUACCGCAGCUACUAUUAUACGUGCGUGCGACAGAACAUUUGGUACGGUCAAAUUAGUUAAUACGAAAACAAAAUAUGUGUUCAGGUAGUCCGAAAUUUGUCAGUGUGGCAGUUCAGCUCAAAUUAUUUUAACCCAUGCAAAUGAUUCGAGAAAAUUAUUUAGAUGAGCAUGAAAGGUUCAAAAAUUGGCCAAUCACUAUACUGCUAAAUACAUACAUAAUAUACUAUGUAUAUAUUUUGUAGCACACUGAUUGGCACAUUUUCAACUGAGUGUACACCAAUGGUGGGGAAAAAGUAGGAGCAUAAAAAAAAAUCUACAUUCAUAUAUUAUAUAUGUUUUAAAUAUAUAAUAUAUGAAUAAUUUUUUUUUAAUUCUUUAAAUAACAAACAGAUGUCUUCAUUUUUCAGAACCAGGUAUACGUUCCUCCGAGAGAUUUAGCAACCUGCUGUGGUAACUGCAAGAACAUGUCCUGUGUCCAAACGUUAUUGAAUGGCACUCUUCUUAGCCAUAGAGUAGGUGAUAUUUGUUGUUGUUGUUGUUGUUGUUGCUAUUUUUUUUCCCUCGUAAUAUAAAUGUAAAUAUAAUUUGCACAUUAUUUUAGUUGAAUUUUUGUUUUAAUUCUGGAGAAAAAUUAUGUUUGGUUGGUAUUAUUUUGAGAGGGUUUGUGGGUGGUCUUAUAAUAAAUGUCUAGACUUUAAUUGUAUUUGUGAAUGCAUGAAGUUGAUCCUGUACAUGACAUUACAAGAAUUCCAGUCUCCAGGACAGUCUCAGUCUCUCCUCAUUGAAGUAUGCUGUGAUUGACCAAUGUGGACAAUAAGGCCGUGGUCCAAUGGACCACUACAAGAAUAGACACAGAAAGUUAAAGAUCACCAUGCAUGCAGAAAGUCGUUACUUGUUAAAUAUUCAUCAGGCCUGUCUAUUAAAUUGGUGUUUUUUCUUUAAACAUUUGUGGUGAGUUCUGGUGAGUUCACAAGCCAUUGGGUACCUUUUGGUGAGUUUUAAAAAGGUCGUGUAUAGAGUUGAGCGGAAACCUGGAUGUUCGGGUCCGGUGGGUUUGGCCGAACUUUGAAAAAAAGUCCGGGUUCGGGCUCAAACUUGACCCCGAACCCAAACCCCAUUGAAGUCAAUGGGGACCCGAACUUUUGGCCACAAAAAUGUCUCUAAAAAACUCCUGCAAAGGGCUAGAGGGCUGCAAAAGGAAGCAAAAUGGGGGUACGAGUAGGACAAGUGCCCUGCAAACAAAUGUGGAUAGGGAAAUCACUUAAAAAUAACAUAAAACAAGCAGAUGCUUAGUAGAUAACCCCCUAAUUCUCACGGUAUUAGGGAGCUAUCUACCAAAAGGCUGAAAGACCUAAAUUGAUCUUUCAGCCACAGUUACUAAAACUAAGUAAAGAUUACUUAGUAUUAGUAUAUUCAGCCCCUACUCGCUAUUCUGUCCUCCCCCCUGCCCCCACCCCUCCGCGGUGGGUGGGGGCCAUAAAUAAGAAUUUGGGGGGGACCUAAUGUCCUCCCCCUGGCCCCCACCCCUGAGCGGCGGGUGGGGGGCCCUAAAUAACAAUAAGGGGGGGACCUAAUGUCCUCCCCCUGGUCCCCACCCCUGUGCGGCAAGUGGGGGCCCUAAAUAACAAUAAGGUUGGACCUACUGUCCUCCCCCCAGCUCCCACAUUAGGUCCCCCCCAACUUUUAUUUAUGGCCCCCACCCACCACUCAGGGGUGGGGGAUAGGGGGGAGGACAUUAGGUCCCCCCACCCUUAUUGUUAUUUAGGGCCCCCACCUGCCGCGCAGGUGUGGGGGUCGGGUGGGAGGACAUUAGGUCCCCCCUCAAUUUUUAUUUAUGGCCCCCACCCACCGCUCAGGGGUGGGGGCCGGGGGGAGGACAUUAGGUCCCCCCCCAAUUUUUAUUUAUGGCCCCCACCCACCGCUCAGGGGUGGGGGACAGGGGGGAGGACAGUAGGUCCCCCCCAUUGUUAUUUAGGGCCCCCACCCACCGCUCAGGGGUGGCGGCUGGGGGGUGAUAAUAGGAUUUCUUUUUUUUUUUUUAACAUUGAGCAGCCACUGUUUAAUAGACGCGCCCCUACUAGUGAAAGGCUGGAUCACAUGUUGCACUGACCAGUCACAGCCAUGCCAUUAGUAGGCAUGGCUGUGAUGGCUUCUACGGACACACGAGUCAAACGCUUGUUGAUUGGCUGCCCUGCAGCCUUUCAAAACGCGUCAUUAAAUCACCAAACUCCGAUCUCCAACCCGAACAUACAGUGAUAUGUCCGCGUUCGGGUCUGGGGUCCAAAAAACGUAAUGUUCGGUACGAACCUGAACUUUUCAGUUCGGGUUCGUUCAACUCUAGUCAUGUAUUUUUUUUCAAGAGGGUUCCUGUAUUGUUAAAUGCACUUACAAUGUUGACCGGCAUUCAUACUUUGUUACAUUACACGAUGCAUAUCAUGUCAUAUAAGGGAAGCAUAUUUGUAUAUGUAAUUUCUGGGUCUAAUGUUUUGUCCAAUAUUAUGAAAGAUGAAAAGAUCUGUGAACAAACCACUUGGAUUUCAAUUUGUUCCAAAAAAACCCAUUUCAAUUUACACCUAUUUUUGUAUUUGUAAAGUUAUAUGUAGAACGUGCCCAAAUGUAGGUUGUAUGGUCUCCACGUAUGCAGAACUUAAUGGCAAAAGGGCCUGGGAAAAUUUAGUGUACAAAGUUGUAUUUUUUAUGUGUCUGGGUCAAACACUCCACCCCUGAUCCAAACAUGAUGAUUCAGAUUGAACCAUCCAAUAUGUUUCAUAAGUAUUUUCCUAUAGCUAUCAACAUAUGUGCUGCACACAAAGAGAUAAUUAUUUAAUACUGUAAUUACUUGGCAAUUGUAGCCUCUUGUUUUGUUAUUUUAGCAUAUAAGUACUGCCUAGCGCUUUUUAAAAAUUUUUGCAUUAACUGGAGGACUGGUAUCAAUUCCACUUGGUAGAAGUCAAUUAUCAGCAAUGUAUUUUACUCAAAACCAUAAUGAGACCAGCCAUGGGUCUUCUAAGUUCUAUGUUAAUCCUGAGUAUUGCAGGGUUUAUAAUGACUCCUUGCCUGUUUAUGACCCUCUUUAAGGAUGAAUGGAAUAUAAUUAUUCACUAAACCAGUAGUUGUUGGUGACUGUCCAGGGGAUUUCAAAUUUCAGGCCAAAAGCUGGAAAUAUUUGGGGAUUUUUCUCCGAAAAUUUCAACUCCUUGCAUCCCCAGCAAACAAAGGAUUAGUGAAUAGCUAUGAAUUUCUCAUACUUCUAGAAAAAGGUUCACCUUGCAAUGCAAGAUGAAGGUUUAUACUUAUACAUGCAAGUCGUGCAUUUCAUUUUGAAUCAUGUUAUAUUUUUUAUUUAUUUAUUUUUUACUUUUUAUAUAGCCUGGUACUUCUUGGAAUUCUAAAUGUGUCAAAUAUGACUGCACAAACACAUCUGUAGGACCAGUAUUAGUAACAUCUGCCAUCAAUUGUCCUCCAUUUAAUGAAACAGAAUGUAUAAAGGUUAGUGGUCUCUCUACGGACAGUAAUUCUAGAUGCUCAUUUGGAAGCAUAUAGUAUCAUAGGUUACUAAUGGCGUUAUAGGUUACUAGUUACUAAACUAUGAUAACUCUAAAGUCUUCUUAACAUUCAGCUUUCUCAUUAGACAGGAAACCAGACAGUGCAUUUUAAACUCAAACUAUUUCACACUAGAACAGACAGAAUACAACCAAUUAAAGCAAGGCUUGGAGCGGGCAAUGUUCUAACCAACUCUGCUCCAUGAGAAAUCCAUUAUUUUUCCAUUUUAUGUUUUAGUAGGAACUUCCACAAUGUGUGGAGUAUUAUUUGUUUCCUUUUAUAAUUUGGGCAAAAAACCUUAGUUUUAGUGUGCCAUGUAGAAUAUGAGCAUCUGGACAAUACUUUAGGUCCUAACAAGUUUUAGGUCCUAAAUGUUCAUCAUAAACAGCAACUUUCUGACAAAGUUCUAAAUGUAGAUCAAAUAGCAGAUGCAUCCCACAGUUUCUUUGGUGAUGGCUAACCUUGGUCAUGGUUUUCCCCCUCCAUCCAUAUAUGCUGCUAAUACAUUUUGUAUAGCUAACUUACCUAGAUGCACCAAAGUGCUAAUUUAUCUGUUCAGCUUCUUCCUAUCUAAACAUGGUAGCAUUACCCAAUUCCUGUCUAUAUAAUUUCUAUCCUACAUGCCCCCAUCAAAGCCCGCUCACAUCCCCUGUACAUCCACAACCUCCUGUAAUAAAUGUAUACCUAACAGAAAGGUUUUUUAAUGGUUCUUACCCACCAUUAAAUCUAGGCUUAAUUAGCACAGACGAAUGGAGAUGAAAAUAAUGCCACUGAGCCAUAACUGGUGAACUGGGGCCAUAGUAGCUCUAGUUUAUUCCAUAUCUGAACUAUUAAAAUUAGUGGAAUUACAGCCAUCUCUCCCUCAAUGGAAUAUUGUUGCAUGAAGAUCAUGAUGUAAUCGUACUUUGUAACACUUUAGUUUUCCCUGGAUGCUCCUGGUUAGAUAUACAAUAUGGAGACUCUGGGACAUUGCCCAUUGCUCCAAAUGAACCAUACUAAGGCACCCAAAAAUGAUUUACCUGAUGGGAUUAGAGCUCAGCGCUUCUUAUCCCAAACCAAUGAAACCAUCAUCAAAAGAGCCUCCACACCACUGAUCGACCACUGAGUAUUCCUAGAUUUGCUAGUUAUAUCUAAUGUAAACACAUGUAAGAAGAAUAAGCAUAAGUUAUAGGGUAGAUGAUGAAUCUCAUAGAAAAUGUUUUUACCAGACCAUACUGCUGGGACUGUAGAUGCAUGACCUAGCUUCUUAUAGCUCCAUUUUAUCACGCUGUAUGUGUUAUAAUAAACCGUUUAUGAACCAUACAUAAAACCCUUAUCUAGAAGUUUUAACUCAUUCACAUGAUUGACUUAUAAACAGAAUUAACAGAUGUGUCAUUAAAAGGCACCAACAUUUCUAAAUAUUUGGGUAAAAUUCUUAAAGCGUACAUGUGGCUUCAUAAACUGGUCAUUAUAUAUAUAUCUUUAUGAAUAUUUCUUUAAAUAACUAUGUUUAAAGAAAGAAAUAGUUGUGGGCGAAGCUGAUUCUGGUGCUAUCUUAUUGAUUUGUUUCUAUAAAUAAUCAAUAGAAUUCCAAAGCAUAAAGUAUUAUGGUAAACUUGAGCAAUGCAUAUAUUAUUGUGGUGAGCAAUGCAUAUAUUAUAGUGGUAUAACUACUUGCAAACUGGGAACGUUGGGAGCUGUAGUCAUCAAAUAAUCGCAAUGCUCAAGGUUACCUUGUUGGCAGGUCACAUUUCUGCCAAAAUGGAUUUUAGCUUUCUUGAAACUAAUUAUUAGAGUGGACCUUUUACUUAAAACAAAGGCCAAAAAUUAGUCAGCUUACCAUGAUUUCUUACACAAAGAGUGCUGAACAUUUGCCCGUCCAGCUGUUUAAGAGCCACAUUUACAAGAAUGCCCGACAGCAGCUGGACAUCGAUGUUUGGCCACCCUUGUUCUUUUUGUUAAAAAGGAUCUGAGGGUCUUUUGGGAUACACCUCUAACAUUCCACUUUAACUACUACAAAAAUGUUUAAAAAAUGCUACAAAGUAUCCAAUCAGGAUGCCAAUGCAGGAUAGAGCAAAAAUGUUAUGCCAGAUAAUGCAAACAAAUGUUAUUUUAAGUAUGUUAACACAACAAUAACACACAAGUUAUAGAUAAGGUUUACACUUGAUCAUAGAAAGGGACUUCUUUUUAAGUAAAAGGUCCAUUUUGGUAACCAAUGGUGGAUGCACGCUGGGUUUACAAACUUAAAAGACAAUUUUUUUUCAUAUUUAUAAUGUUUUAUACAUUUCUUUUUCUAGAUGGGAGGAUAUGUAGUAUCAUUUUUAGACGGUUGCUGCAAAACAUGUAAGUAAAAUAUAACGUUCUUAAUUAAAAUAUUAUCUAUUACAUUGGCCUUGAUUGUCGUGUCACCAUGUUGUAAUUUCUAGCUCUGACUUUAAUAUCUAAAAAUCACAUUAUUUGUUUGAAUUCUAUUAUUUGCUAAUCACGUAUGGAUUAAAGAGAUAUUCCAAGCUGCAAGUUAUCUUUUGUUUUGAAUGGAUUAGGAAGAUUCAUUUAUAUAGUUAUAUAGAGUUUGGUCAAAGUUGCUUUGGAUUAAUAAAUGUUGAAUGUAUAAAUAAAAAUCUGUUUAGAAUGUGCAAUAAACUGCUUAAAAGAGUUUAUGGUGACCUAGAUUUGUAAAGAUACAUUUCAAAACAGCCCAUGUGACAGUCUUAUUUAUUUACCUUUGAAUAAUAUAUAUAAUUCAAUUGUAAUGUCAGUAGGCAUAUCCCAAAUUUUACCUUGUAAUUCAGCAGACCCAUAGCAGAACUCUCAAUGGCUGAUGGUAUGAUAUAGUGUUAUUCACAGUUUCACAUCAUAUCAAAUUCAUGAAAUGUUGAGCAAGAGAGGUAUUAGAGCCCCCAUUCCUAUAUGACCACACAUAUUGACAAAUAUCAAAUUAUCAAAUGCACCUAGUUAAAUAUAAUGGGGCAUCUACCUAAAUCUAUCUACUUUUGCAUAUACAUUUUCUGUUAUGCCUAUCCCUAUGUCAGUUACAGACCCAGCAUUAAAAAAAAAUAGGCCAAAACUAUAUGCUCCUUUUAAUAUUUGAUCUGUAAUUGCUAAUGGUAUACUCAAAUGAAAUGCAUAUAAGGUAUUUUGGAAAUCAGAACCUAUAAUUUAAUAUAUUUUUUAUUUUCUGGUAUUUUAUGUAGUGCAGUUUUGGAAAGUAGUGUCAUGUUUCUAAUGUUUUUGUAGUAAUUAAAUAACAGCAAUGUUGAAGAAAGAGUGCAAGAAUUUUCUUAUUUGUUCAGGUUUCAUUCAAGACAUUCUUAGACUAACAUUGACAUUCAAUAAGGCCCAGUAUUUUUUUUUUUUUUAAAUGCAAUAGGAACUAUCUUAAAAGAGCAGAAAUUCUGGGGCAAAGUUCUCAAAGUUGAGCAAUCAGUAGAAACAUUCUGUUGGUUUCCAUAGUGAUUGCGCAAAUUUUCUUUUUAAUACUAUACAUAAAAUGUGAUCUUUUUAGACUCAAUCAUAUCUUACCAAUAACCCCAUAUUUCCUCUGUUGUAAUAGUUAAGAUAUGUUUUUUUUUUAGGUAAGGAAGAUGGGAAAUUCUGUAAGAGAGUAACUGUCCGCAUGACCAUCAGAAAGAAUGACUGUAGAAGCAAUACUCCGGUAAGAUAUUUUUUAACAGGAAAGAUUUUUAAGCUUCAAAGUUGUUUAUUUAGCUAUUUAAAACAUUCAUGGAGAACUUUUGCAUGCUACGAUAAAUCUGUAAUUACAAAAGAUUUAUAAAAUACAAUCUAUUUAAAUAAUCAGCAUAUUUGUAAAUUAAACAUUGCAGACAUUUCAUAUUAUUUUAUUUUCUCUGUGCUGUUCCUGGUUUGAUUUACUAGGUGUUGCCAUGAUUUUGUGCCAAAUUGCAAUUCACUAGUUAUUGUAAUUUGUACUUUCCACCCCCAAAAAAUCUCUCAGACACCAACCAGUCUCAUCUCCAACUAGCUGAUAUAAGAGAAUUACUCCUGCAAAAGAUGUACCAUGUCAUGAAUCUUAUUAUUCCCCUGGUUAUUUCCUAAUUUUGUCAUUAUCGUAUGAGGAGCAGUGUGAUAAGAGUUGGGUAUGGAUAGAACAAUUUUCGUUGUUUGUGGAGCCUUAGAAUGUUUUUGAAAAGUAGAUAACACAAACAGAACAUUCAUAUGUACUGUAUAUGUAACUACACAAACAUAUGUAAUCUAAUGUUUUUUGUAGAUGGUCUCACAAUGGCAAGACCCAUCUUAUUAGAAUGCUACUUAGAAGUUACAAAUCUCACAAAUCACAACAUUAAUUGAACUGUAUAUUUGUGGUGAAGAUACGUUUCUGUGUUGAUUGAGGUGAAGAGACGUGUCUGUGUUGAUUGAUUCCUGCAACUGGCCUCUGUCGUCUCAUUUUUAUUUGCCUAUAUUAUAUCUGCACAAUUUACCGUGUUAAAAGCACAUGGUAGAAACAGAGUUUAAGAAUGUAUAAUCCGGCCUUCCUUAGAGGCUAAUAAAUAUUCAUUACCCUAUAAAGCAGGAAAUGGAAUAAAGAGCGCAUAAUGAACAAGGUCACACUUCUAUAAACAGUCAUGUCACAUUCUCUGAGACUUUUUACAACAACUGCUGUGUCAUUUAUAGUUUUUAAUGACUUUGAAACGCAUCUAUGUUGGGUAACGACAUUAAAUAUCAUAUCAUGUUUUUAAUGAAAUUCAUUAAUUUGCAAGGGAAAGACAAAAACAUACGAGAAGACAUGUAAUUUCACACAUUUCUUUUUUUUGUUUGUUUUUUGUGUUGUACACUAUCAUGUAUCCACUUAUUUUUUUCUCUAGGUUAAUAUUGUUUCUUGUGAUGGAAAGUGUCCUUCCGCCAGCAUCUACAACUACAACAUCAACACUUACGCUCGAUUCUGCAAAUGCUGCAGAGAACUUGGUCUUCAGAGACGUGUUGUGCAAUUAUAUUGCAGCGCAAACUCAACGUGGGUAAAUUAUUCUAUCCAAGAACCCACGGACUGUUCCUGCCAAUGGUCUUGAAACUGGUUUCUGUUGACAGAACAUUUUGACAAAGGAAUAUAAAUUAUAUCACGUCUCUGGAAAAAUGUCUAUAUAUGUCAAUUGUCCAUAUUGAUGAAUAAUGUAUUUUUAUUUUUCAAGUUAAAAC